Messenger RNA from Xyrichtys novacula (pearly razorfish), 55125 nucleotides. Lineage: Eukaryota; Metazoa; Chordata; Actinopteri; Labriformes; Labridae. The record is from the annotation of a GenBank genome assembly.
CCACAAGCCUUUAGCUCAAUAUGCACUGCCUUGCUGCCUGCCUGACUGCCUGACUGACUUGACUGACUAUAGCUGAGUCUCCUUUCACCGUUGCUCACUCUCUCUCCCUCUCUGUCCUGCUCCCUCGCUCCUUCCCUCCUACUUUCCACCCUGUAGAGCGAGAGCACACAGAUCUGGAAGGUGCUCCUCAGACCUGCGUGUGGACAGCUUGAAGACAGCACUUAGAGGGUUUUUUACUCUCUUCCAUCCGCUCUCUCACUUUUGCCAUCUCUGCCAAAAAGCACAUGGAUGGACUUUUUUUGUUUUUUGUUGGUGGCAGAGAAAUAAAAGUUUAACAGACUCCACCUGCACUUAAAAAUAACUUUUUUUUUUCCCUCCACGCUGGACCAGUUUGGGGUGCCAGCUGAGUUCUACCCAGGAGGACAACUCUCCUCUUUUUGCCUGAAUGUUUAUUGAAUACCUGAUGCCAUUGCAUCCCAUGGGAGACACGAGUGGCUGAAGCAAGGAGGGAGGUAGAAGAGAGAUCCACCUGACGCUCGCACCUACCACUACCCUUUACCCCGUGCACCCCCCUGCCUCUCAACGUCUGAGGAGAGAAAGGUAAAGGUAAGUCCUGCCUGCCCUCGCAUUUCUGUGGCUUCCUCAGCAUCCUCGUGUCCUGUGUCUGUUGUCCUCUCUGCUUUUGUCACAUGUGGCUGCACUGGCGUAGGCCAAAAGAAACAGCAGGGGAAAACAGGAAAGGGGGAAAAAAUAAAAAUAAAAAACAGACGGAGAAAUAUCUUAGUCAUGGGACCUGCAUAAUGCUCCUCAGUCCUAAGCUAGUGCACAGAGUAACAGCAUGCAGAUUAAAAGGAACCAGAACAGUUUGUUUGUCAAGUUCCCUCCAGGACAUACAGCCUGAAUGGGCACUUAUUACACUACUAAAGCUGUAGAUUUGGACCCUUUCUCAAGACCCUGGCUGUCUCUGAAAUCCUUAAACUCUCUCUUUCUUUAUGUAUGCGGUAGUGUUUAAUAACAGACUCAGUCUUACUUUGAUAUUUUUUAAGGUAUUGGGACUAUGAUGUUGUUUCAUCCAUACCCACAUACCUUUCACUGAUGAUGUUGAAGUGGGCGUGGGGUGUAUUUGGAGUGUGUAUAGGGGUGGGGCAGUGUGGUAGCUGGAUAUAUAUCAUGGAUUUGGCUCGGUAACACAAAAUCAGAUUUAGAGGAGUGUCCUCAUGGGGUUAGGUCUUGUGUUUUUGUAUGUAAGUGUACCCAUACCACAGAGUCUGUUGGCAUCCACUUCAGCUCGCUGGACUUUAAAGGUCAAAUGGUGAGUGGAAUGCACCAAGGUGAGGGAGCACUACAAAUGGACACAUGGCCCUCUCUUCCCUCGUCUAGCCCUAGCCCUCGUUCCUCUGUUGCUUCACUCUGUCCAUCCACUGUGACGCCUCUGGCAAGUGACGCCGCAUUCCAUUGUAACGACAUCCCUUCAUAGCAAACAGAGAGAGAGGAGAAGUAGCCUUGACUCCGAGUCCUCAGGUAUCACGCAUGACAAACUAACAGAGAGUCGGGGAUUCGAAGAGAUGAGCAAAAAUAAAGGGGAAAAGACCAGAAAGAAUUCCAAAACACAUGCUUCUGCUGAGGCAAUGCGUUUUGCAGACACGUGUUUUACUGCAACAAGAGGAGGCUUUCUUAUCGGUGACAAACUGACAGAGAGAGAGAAAGACAAACAAGGACAAAAAUAAAGUGCGAGUAGUAGAAGUGGAUCUCAACAGACAUGCUUUGCUGAGAGGAUACAUUUUUUGAUCACAUGUGUUUCAGUGCACUGACAGCAAAGGAAGGAGGGAGAGGUGUAGAGUUAGGUAAGUAAGAAAAAAGAGAGAAAAGAGGGGGGUGAGAGUCUGGAAAAGACAACGGGCUGCAGUUUUGAAAUCAAAAACCAUUUUUAUAUUUCACUGGCCUCUGCUGUAAAAAGAAAAGUCAACCACACCUGUAAAAGAUGGCUCACACGCACGCUUUUGGGGUAGCUGAAUGUGUGAGAGUAUCAAAGUGUGUUCCACUAUCGUGAAGGGGAGUGGGUGAAUGGAUACACACCGAAGUGUGAACUCUCCUCUUGGCACUAAGCUUCAGGAGGAGUUUCUCAGGUCUGUGAGGCUGCUGGUGCACAGCAGCAGCAGCGUCUGCUUUACUUUUCAAAGUUCACAGCCUCUCACACAGAUUUACUGUCUUCCAGCCAGCUUCCAACCUUCUCUUAGUUUCUAUUAAACCACCUAUAGGUGAGGAAAUUUAUGCCCCCCUCUGCUUUUGCCUCGCUACCCCCUCCUCCUUGGCAUACAGUCUCCAUUUUUGGCACGUGCGUGGUGGCAACACUGGGCUGUUACCAUGGCAGAGUGGUGCCACUGACUGGGAUUCUUUGUUCCUGAGUGGGCAGCGACUGGUCACUUGCUCUGUAACUUGUGGCUACAAGCAGUUUGAGUGUGUUUUUGUGUGGUAACACUUUUUAUACCACAAAUAACAACCUCCAACCAGCCGCCCAUUCAAGGCUUGCGCCACAAGUGCCAGAGCGUGACCCACCACCAUACACAAACAACACUCGCCGUAUGCACAGCGGCAGUGUCAGCACACUUUCUACCCUGUGCAUUACAAACACCUACAUGGAUUUGCUCUCCUCAAACAGACACACACAUUUCACACAGAUGAACACACUCUUGCUGUCUUCUGCCAAACCGCCUGCUCACACAGCUCUGAGACUCUCACGCCCCACUGCAGUUACUUUUUUAGGCCAAGACCUGUUGAGGCUGGUGCUUUAAAGACCUUUAAGUCAACAUCAGCUCCUCGCUGUCUUGAACAUCUUUGAAUGUAAAUCAUUUUCUGCUGUCAAGGUGAAGGAACAAGGUCCUGUUUGAGGGACUUCCUGGUGAGAUUUCAUCCUCAUUGCGGCAGCUCAGACCCUUGUGCUGCCGGUUCCCAGAUCACUUAUUGAUUGCAUAUCUGUCACUCGUACAUCUUUGAAGAUAAAGGGGGACAAAGCCUGAGGACAGGGAUUUAACAAAAGUUAUAGGAGCAGCAUGUCAAAAAGAGGACUUUACUGUUUAUGAGCUCUCAAUGGCUUGUAAAAUAUUUUACACUUUUGUGCCACAAGGGGGCAGAAUACCAGGAGGUUCACUGGCUAACUAACACUGACAGAAUUAUAUGGCAUCUUCCAGUAUUAGAUCUUUAUUGAUCUAAUACUGUAAUCCCUAACAAUACCUUCUUAUUAAGAAUAUAUACAUAUAUUUAGGAGUUUUACCCAGGAUUAUUAUCACAAAAACAAGAUUUCAGACGAAGAGGUACAACAAUCUUUAAUCCACCCUUACCUGCAAUUUUGCUUUCAAAAUAUUUUCCCAACUUUUGUGAGUCUCAUGAAUAUGUGGGAUUUUUUUCCCUCUGAUUAAACUCAUCCUUCACUUAACGUUGGUAUAUGCUUUUGCAUGUGUGUAUAUUAGAGUGCACAUGUGCUUCUGUUACCCUCAGUGUUAUGCCGUGCUCGCAGGAAAUGAAGGAGAAUGCCACUCAUUCUCCAAGAAAAUUAAACGCCCACUUAUAUUCCUUUACUUCCCUGGAACUGAAACACCUUCAGAACACACACACACACACACACACACACACACACACACACACACACACACACACACACACACACACACACACACACACACACACACACACACACACACACGCACACACACACACACACAUCUGUGCCUUUUGUUUCAUAGGUGAAAACAUGCCGCUCCCUUAGAGGCUUUACUAACAAUGAGUGUGUUUUCUUAAAGUGCACAUUUCAGUCAGAAACCAGCGCCCGUAAUUGCGUCCCCACUCACAAACUCCUCAGUAUGCACGCUCAGCGGUGCUGCUCAUCUACUAAAUGAAGAAUUGCACCGAAGGGCGGUAGAAACAAAACACAGUCCCUGGUCCUAAUCAUAGUCCGACCCAUAACAUUCAGGAUUAAAUGGAUGGAUUUGUUUUUCAGCCGAAAGCAAAAACAGAAAAAAGACAGACGGUUAAGGACGGAAAUGCAUCGUUGCAUGGAGAUUCGUUGAGAUUUGUGUUUUGUUUCCCUUGUCCUCCGCCUUGCUUGGAUUGCUCAUACUUUACAAGCUUAUUUGCGCAUUAUUGGUAGCCACUUUGGCCCAGACUUGCAGCUGAUAUAUGUGGAAGUCAGUCAGCUCUAUGGGAGAUUGUGAAUCUGUACAAAUAAACAGCCCUCCAGAUUGAAAAAGCAGCAUGUAGUUAGCCAGGUCCUUGUUUUGAAGGACAUUGUUUUGGCUUGUUUUGAGCCCCCCAGAAAAAAAAAGAACAGAAGAAAGAAAUAGAAGUAAAGGAAAACAUUUGUUUUCUUUAAUUCUGAUUUGGUUUUAUGUGUAGUUUAACUGAUCUACAUUAGUUCCCCGUUGCUCUCUAAUUUGUCUGCCUCUCUUUAUUUGUGUUUAUCUGUCUCCCACUUGCUCUUUCGUUCUCUCAUAACUGUGUCUGGACCAGAGGGAGUUUUUCCACUGGUCUGGCGGCAACAAGGGGGACGGCGGACGGAGAGAGAGAGAGAGAGAGGGAGAAAGACGGGGAGAGCGAGCAGUGGGGAGGCUUGGCAGACGCUUCUUGUUAUUUUUCCUCCACUUCCCAUUGACUCUGUCAGCGGUGGCUCAGUCUUCACAGGGCCUAUGAGUUUAGAGGGCCCUGAUAAACAUGCCCUUUUCAGCUAUCAGAGGCAACUUAUCACAGGCACACUUAGCAGACAGGAGUAUGAGAAGGUGGAGGGAGCUUUCGCCUUUGUAUCGCCAUGUUUUCCUUUUUUCAACACUCUCCUGAAUUCAUGACUUUGUUCAAGUUCGACCAACUUAUUUCCAUUUCAGACAACAUAUUCAUAACGAGUAAAUCCUGACUCUACUUGGCUCAAUGUAAACCUCCUGUCUUGAGCUACCUUGUUCUCCACUGUAAGAAGAGCCUGAACAAGCCGUAAUAACCGAGUCAUGGGUGAAACACGUAUUGAGCAAUGCUUCUUGGAGUCAAAUCUAUAUUUUCCUAAUGGUUUCUUGAAGUUUUUUUGGGACAGCAACUCGUGUUUUCAAAGAGAUUCCAACAGGAACAAACAGGAAUGAGCGCCUCAGCGCUCGUCCAGGAACAGCGCUGUUCCUAGUUAAUGGGAUGUGACAUCUUGAGCUCUACCGCUGAGGCCGAGUGUUCCCUGAUUUGACUUUGGAUGUGGAGAAGCGAGAGUUUCCCUGUUUCUAGGAAGGAUGUGUUCGACCCCUCCGCACGCUGGAUUUAAUCAUUGAGAAAACAAAAAUUUAAUCCAAAUCAGCAAGCAAAGCCAAUUGAGUAUUUUUUUGAUUAGCUUAAAUCAGGUAGCCGUGCAAAUGAGCAUGUGUGUACAGAACAUGAGGUUGGUUUAUUUGCCUUUCCGUUUUGACUCCGCUACCUCUCAUUCAUUGCCCUUUGCUUCACCGUCUGGCAAGAAUUUUGUUUGGGGCUUCCAAAAGCAGGAUGUUGGGCCAACUCUUAACAGGGGUCAGCUCCUCAGAAUAAAACUCACAUUAUCCCUCUUUUCAUCUUGUUACAUACGUACUUCUCCAGCCAACUGUUUGUUUUUAUUAUUCCACUUCAAAUGCAGAAUGGAUAUAUCUCCCUCUGAUAGGUCAAUAUUGAGUAAAGGAUUAGAAACGGCUCUUCUGAGACCAUUUUGAAAAGCUGCAGACUUUGUUAUUUUUCAGUCUGUGCUUGAUUUAGACGUAUGCGUAGGUGUUCGUAAAAAGAGAAAAGAGACUGGGGUUAUUGUGGUGUUAUAGCUCCCUUGGAAGAGGAUAAUAAAAAGCAUUUCAUUUCACCGAGCCAGAAAUUUGGAGAAGGAAGCGGAUGCUUACUAAGUGACACAUGUAUUACACUCUUUUCUCACACAUGAGACGUGUUUUUUUCCCAGUCUCCGGUAGCAGACGGCAACCCAAUAUCUACUAUCAAUCAACAAAUUUCGUUGUACAAAUUGCAGCUUGUUUGAAGGAACAGCUGCCAAAGACAUGGCGUGAUGAACUGAGGAGUGUGCUUGAUUGCGCUUUUCCAGAAAGUUAAACAUGAAGGUCGAUAUCAGUCAACGAGCUCUUCCAAAUAUCACUUUUCACAGUUCCAAGUCUUUGUUUUCAUUGUGCAACACAACUAAAACAGCAAAGUACGGCCCUGAGCAGCAUCAGUGAGGAGAUAAAAGCAGUGACACAAGAAUUCCAGUUCCCUAUUCAGUUGAUUGGAAGUGCUUUCCAUUUCUGGAGGUUCAUGAAACACAAAAAAAUGGUAGCAAGUCAUAUUUUUCCAGUCCUAGGAAGAAAAAAAAUUGUUCUAUCUUGAAUAGCACAAUAACUUUAAUAUCACCUCAGCCAGCACCGCUUUCAUCGGCUAUGUUUGAGAGCUCCAUGCACUUCCACAUGUGCAAGUUGAACAGAGCAGGUAUUAAUGAUACUAAAUACCUGCAGUUUGUGUGUGCGAUGAGCCCCCAGUGUACUAAGAUGUCCUUGCUUAUUUCAUCAUCUACAUCUUGAAGUUGUAUCUUCUGACAAAAAUCAUAUCCUGCUUACUUUUCACUGUCAGAUGUAUCAUUUAUUACGGUUAUUUCAUGUUAAUGGCUGUUAUUUUAUGUGUAGGGCUGUCUCUUCAGGUAGGGUGACCAUACGUCCUCUUUUACCCGGACAUGCUCUCUUUCUUGGGGGCUGUCCGGCUUUGUUUGGGGAAGUUUAGAAAAUCCUUCAAAUGUCGGAGUUUUGCAUGGAAGUUUCGAGUUUGUGUCACAUGGACUUACUGAGUUAGAAUCACGUAAAAAAAAACUCGAUCCAACCCAAAAAAGUCACAAAAUAAACUAUGUGCAACUCCGUGACUCCGCCCCCGCAUAGUUGUGUCCUUUUUUGGGGGAUUUAAAAUAUGUGCACCCUACUUCAGGGGUUCGGUUGACACCUACCCCCUCUUACUUGCUAGCUUUUAUGUGUCAGGAAAAAGACAUCAAAAUGAAUGUCAGUCUAUUUCAGCAAAGUCCAAAAACUCCUAAGAGGAGCUUUAGAUUUAUAAAGACAUAAAAGGUAUAUUUUUGUCAGAGAAUUGAAAAAACUUAGGGUACAAACUUUUUUCAAUAAAAACAGAAAAUUAUAUUGUGAGUGAAUCAUUACAUCCCUAUUUCUUUACUAUGGAGGAGAUAUAUGAAAUGUAAAAAGAGCUCGGUCACAAGGAUGAACAAAAAAGACUUCCAGAUUCCCCAAAUAGCAUGUUCAUGUAAAUAUUCCUGGGUAAAUGUUUUUAUACAUCACUCACUCUGCACUUAUUAACAGGUGGUUACAGGUGCCCACCACAUGGCCACAAAUAUGUGUCUGCCUCCCUCCUUCCAGCCUUGAAUAAACCGACUGUUUGCCUUUUUCUGCCCAGAUAAACACCCAUACUUUGAUUUGGCUCACAAUAUUCCUCAAAGAGAUGGAUUUAAGAGGACUUAUCCCCCUACGGUGGACCACCCGGGGCUUCUGAGGAGUUUCUUUUGAAAUUUGUCACACUGUAUUAAACAUCUUUCCAGCACAAAUUACCCCACCAGUGGUUUGCACAUUUUUACUUACGCUAGUAUGCAUUCAACAAGGCUCUGUAUCCAUAUGAAGAUGACACUCAAAAACAAACACAUCAGGCAAAACACAACACAAACUUGAAUCAGCUUGAAUCAGUUCAGCGUCCCAGGAUUGUGAGAUGCAGGGUCCUCUCAGACUUAAUGUUUAAAUGGCCUUGGCUUUGAGACUUAAUCCUUUCUGUGCAGACUUUGAGCCCAUUGAACAACAUGUGUUUCAUAAUGCCAUUCUCACAGGCAUUACGCUGCAUACAACACAACCAGUCCUUCAAGGCUUUUGUCCGAAUCAUUUCCUGUAAUCAGCGACAAAGCAGUGAAACGAUAAAAUGGGAAAAAAAAAAACAAGUGUGUGCUCAUUCCAGCUUGAGUGCUUUUUGAGUGUUGCUGUACUCAACGCUGUCUACAUUUUGUGUAAGUUGUGUGUGUGCACUUCUGUUGUUUCUUGUUAUCCCUACGAUAUUUGUGAUGCUUUGUGGAGCUAAACAAAAGAGUCUAUGCAGAUUGGCAGAUUUCCCAAGUGCUUCAAGAAGCUGUUGUAGAAGAAUUAUGUUGAUCCACGCUCAUAAGACAAGACAGGAAGGGUUACGUCCUCGCCAACAAUUGAGGCAGGAUAAAAGUGGUGUCCAGUUUCAUGGCGAUCAUUUUGAGAUGCUGCGCAGUGAAGAGCUGGAUAAACAAACACUGGCUGAAUUGGAUGAAAGGCUCACUGUUUUGCCUUACCAUCACACAUCAACUUGCCAACCUAGUGUGACAAAUCAGUGCAAGCAAGCAAGUUACCGUGCCUUCAUUGAAGUGAUAUUUCAGUUUACCUGGCUAUUUUGAAUACUUGAUUCUUGAUUGACCAAAACCCCAUGACAAUAGUGACUAAUUCUUAACAGUUAAAGCAACUCUGGGAUGAUCAGCUCACACAUCAUGUCUAAUCAACAUGCGUGAAAGAGUCCAGAUCAUGACAUAACUAUCUGUUGACGCUGUCUGUUCAUUUAUAUGCCCCCUGUAAUAACUCCCCAUAAAAACUGUUGUUCAGGACUGCCUGCAACAUGCUUACUCAUGCUUAAAUCGGGGACAUUUUCAGAGACAGCUUUAGCCAGGAACAGGUCAUAAAUAUGGGGACUGUCCCCCGAAAUCAGGGACGUCUGGUCACCUUAGACUACUGGCUUUGUCCCAGUUUACAAACACCAGGCAAGAUCGAAAUAUUAUCAGAAGCAUGUCCACCUACAGUAGUUGAAGUCAUGCCCCCCUUUUCACCUUUACACUCCUGUGUCAUCAUCCAGUUGACCUAUUACAAGAGGCAACAGGCCUAUAGUUUGUACUGUUCGUAUGAAGUGACUUUUUACAUCUUUUUCACGUCCUUUCUUUGUCUGGCAAAGUUUCAUUGACCACCCAGAUUCCUGGCAACACAUUGUUGGGAUUCAAAGUCCAAGCCAGGGACCAGCAAGCAGAUUUUGGAGCAUGUGCAGCUCGCUUAGGCCAGUUUCAGUCCAAUAGAGUCCUAUACAUUCAGAAAGAAAAUCAAUCCCCAGUUGAUCUAGGUUUGGUCGUCUGACUAAGUUAAUGUUUAAUUUACAUUUGCCAUUUCACUUCCCAUAAGCAUUCUAACCACUAAAACCCACAGGAUGCAUUUGUGCUGAGUUAUGCCAGCACUGCAGCUGAUGCAUGUCUGUUUUAGUCAAUGCUCCUGUUUCUCCUGGGAGUGCUGUAGGAGAUAUGUAGAAGAUAUGCACUGAGUGUAAUUUUUCAAAAAGCCUAUGCCCACCACAGGUCAAGCUGCACAAAGAGGAUCUACCUAGACAGGAUGUCAGUCAUAGAAAUGACAAAUACCAUCUGAAAAACUAAAAUAAAAUCUUGUGAUCCAUGUCAGCGGUGUGGUAGAAGCCAAGUGACAGAUAGUUCCAACUCAGGCAUAAAUCAUAAUUCCAUCUUUAAACCUAGCUCUGAGGUGUAAAGUCCUCUGUUAAACCUCAGUUGUCAUGGCCUGUUGUUUUGAAUAUUGAAUAAUUUGAAGCAUAAGGAGAAGCAGGGGAUUUUAAGGUGGUGUUGUCAUACAAAUCUACUCAUAUGGAUGCAAUGUUGUUACAUUUUUCAAUGUAUAACACCAAGAUUAAAGAGAUUAGGAAGCGGCUGUUUGCUGCCAGGAAACAUAUGGUGUGUGUAGCAACUCUGACGUGAAGUGUCUUAUUAGGAACUGAGGAAGGUCAAAGAUUUACAUGAGCUGAGGUAAAGCCGGGAUGUUCCACACAUGAUAGAGAGGAGAAUAAGCUGGUGGAAAUACAUUUUUCUUUUGAUGCUAACUAUGCAGUUGGUGGAUGCUACAGAGGUAAAACAACUUUCAAGGGGAUGCUUUUUGGCCGACUAACAGAAUAGUUAAUUAGUUUGGGCUUUGACUCAAUUACCACACUCUUUCAUGUGGUUUACAGAUGGUUGCGCUUUCUCUAUCUCCACUUUUUCUGCUCCGUUUUUUAUGAGCCACCCGCAAAAAAAAAAAAAAAAUUCUGUUGCGUUGCUUCACUGCUAAUUCGAACCAGAGAAGUGGUCAUUUCCUUACAGUGGGCCCCGGUCUGCUCUGCAAGCCGAACCGACAACCAGCCCAAAGGAGCCUGAGCUGGAUUGAUUCCAAAGCUGGGCAGAAACCGCACAGACCCAAGUCUUCCUGACAUGUGGUGAAAGUGUGAUAGGGAUAUGGGAAACAUCAGACGAGGCAAGAAAAGAGGGGUGGCAGUGGAUCCAUUAAAAAAAAAAAAAAGAAGAGAAGAAAUAUCGAUGCUGGGCGUGAUGAAAAGGGGGUAAAGGAAAAGUGGAAAGGGGUGCAUUUUUGAGAAAGAAGCAAAGAGAGGUGAGAGCACAGGAGAGAUGUGAAGGUGAAAGAAGCAAAAAAGAGAAAAUAAGCUUGGACUUUGGAGCACUUGGUUUGUAGCAACCAUGUGGCGUCUUUGAUCUGACCGUGGAUUUGAACCAGUGUCAACAGAAACAUGCAGGGGCCGUCUGUUUGCUCCCAGACACAGAUCAUUCCUUCGCGAAUUACUCUGCUUUAGUUCGCCACAACCUCUUUACUACACCAAUGUUUGUUUACCCUGUCGGAAACACCCGGCCCAUUCCUCAAGUUGAGCAACGAGCUCGGUAAUACCCCAGAACUCCUGCAAUCAGCUAAACUUUCAAUGCCGUUAAUCUCUGGUGGGAAGCAGAAAUGGGGGUAAUCAUGAAGAUGCAUCAACUCCAACAGUGUUGCCUGUAUUAAAUGAUCAGGAACUGUUAUUUUUAACCCAGGCUUUUAAUGUAGGACACAUACACACUUUUCCAGUCAUUGUCUUCCAUCCAACGGGACGAGACAUGUUUUUUAUUCCUCAUAGUCUGGAAGGAAGAGGGAGGGAUAACAAGGAGGCGGAGGAGGAAGAUGAGGAUGCAGACAUGUCUGCCAGAUCGUAACUGUGAGAGGAUGUGUCCUGAAUGCUGCAUCCCUGCCAUAUGACAUCCUGCUGAUUCAAACCUUAUGUUGAGGGGCAAAGAGACUGCAAAGAGACAACAUAGUUAGGUGCUACUUCUUGGGUAGACAGCAAAAAAUGAACCAUCUGCAAACACGAUUUAAUAUCUCUGAAGAGUCUCGAUGUCUGCCUUUAAAGUUUUUCCAGAGAAGUGCCUUGAGGAUUAAACUUCAGAAUACUUGGAUGGUCCUGGAACUGGGAUUGUUUUAAGCGCUUCAUGUCAGCUUCCUCAAAUGACUAAGCAAAGUGUGAAAAAAGUUGUUCAGAGUGCAGGUUAACAUACAAUAGAGACCAUUAAAGGGAUAGUUUUGGUUUUCUUAAGUGGGGUUGUAUGAAGAACAUGUCAAUAGUUAGUGUGGUGGACAUACAGGUCAGUUUGGUCCCUUUGUUGAAAAAGCCGUUUGGGUAUGGCGCCCACUCUGCUGCAUAAUUUAGCUAACUUUAACAAACUCCAAUCAUAGUACUGUCCUUGUUACCAUAGAAAUUUUAAGCACUUUGCCUUCUGAAACCCGUUUGUUUUAGCAAUGCUCUUGGACACAAUUUAUAUUCUUUCAAAACACUGUGCCAAAUGUCUGAGAUUAUCUAGCAGAGGCAAUUAUGGCUGUAGGGUUUGUAAUUUCAGCUCAGUCUUUCACUUUAACAGCUAACACAGUAUUUUUUUGCCAUGAUUGUGUCAUUGAACAGUAAAUAAUACUGAAGACCACGAGAAGAAAGCUGCAGCAUUCACUAUGGUGAAAGUCUCAGGCUGAUGAGUAAUCCAAAUGACAUUAUAACAUUGUAAUCCAGACUGUGUGAUUCAUCGGUGUCUCACUUGUAACUGCAGUAGUUUUCUUUUUUGGUGGGCAACAGGCUCAGAGUUUACACACUUGCACCACCAGGUAACUUGGGAUUUCUCCUGCUCUCCAGUUUGCACAUGAGUUGGUCUGCUUUCCCUUGAGUCUGAACGGUGUCAUUCUGAUUUGUUGGUUUUCCCAUUGGCACUUCAUAUUCAUGCAUGGCAUCCCAGUCAUUUUAGCAUUGGCAUAAAGAGGGACAUUGACAGACUUUACCAUUUUGUCUAGCUAACAGAUAUUAUUGGGUUAUAUAUGGUAAAAUAGACUUGAUAUAUUUUUGCUAUGUCUUUAGGCAGAGAAGGAACUUAAAGUCAGGAUUUUGCGGCCUGUUCUGAACUGAUUUUGACCAUUUCUUGAAUUGGUCUGUUGCUAAUCUCAUUUUAAAGAUCCUACAUAAAAGGAACAUAAUAUAAUCUGUAUUUGGGAGGUCUGGAUUUUCAGUAGUACCCUACUGGCCAGCUUUGGUUGUAUGCAGGAAAAAAACAGUUUCAGACGUGUGGACAGAGGAUUUUGUUGUCUUAAACUCUUCAGGACUUCACAUCUCAGGCCCACACCCCUGAAGUAAGUCAGAAUGAAGCCUCUAUGUAAUUUGUUGUCUUCUAUGAUUGAAAUAAGGCCCACAUGACAUAGAUGAACAGAUGAUACUUUGGAGAACAUAAUAGACCAAGAAAUGACACCAUUUACAUCACCGACACUCAUGAUGCAUGGGAAAGUACGUUUUAGCUAAAAGUUGUUUGAGUGCUAAGUGCUGGCUACACCACAGCCAUUGAAAAAAUGGCAACACUUCUCUGGGAGGCAUACAUAAAAAUUGUGUAUUUAGAGGCGCUUCCUGAAGAGAUUUCGUACAACUGUGUGAAACAAUCAAACAAAUGUAGGUUUAUUACCAAUCUUGUCUUGAAAUGGCCAGAAUAAACUGGACAAUACACUUAAAACCAGGUUUUUGUUGGUCCAAAGUUCCCCAGACCACACCUGUAUUCAAGACUACCAUACAUAUUGGUGCACAGCUGGGCACAAGUAUGUUUACUAGUUUUCAAGGGUGGAUGCUAGGCAUGAAUUUGAAAACUGGAUCAGGUCCUUUGUUUUGCAAAGCCAAAACAUAUCCAGAUCCCACUUUGGCAUGACUGUUUUAUCAGCUAUAGUGCAUAUUCAAUUUCAAAGUUUGAGCCUUGUCUGUGAUUGUAGUAUAUUUUUUGUUCGCAGUUUAACAGUGGAUGUCUGCGUCCAGCAAAAACUGGUCAAAAUGUCAGAAGAACACAGAGGGAAUCGCACAUCUGCCUGUAGUCCCUCCCUGGGAGUGGAUUAAGCACAAAAUCAGGUCUUGCGCUAACAGUCUUUCACUCUCACUUGGAGCCAAUGACAAAUCCAGACUUAUCAACACUUGUGGGGAACGUCAGAGACCACCUUCAGUUUAGUGCAGUACACACUGACAGUGCCCUGAUGAAUUAACGGUGAUACCCUGUUGGGCUGUAUGUGCAUGUGUAUGAUGCAAAAACCAGGUUCACUUAACAUUUCUCUCCACUCGCUGUCUCUUUUUCGUUCCCUGCUUUAUUACGUUGAUCACAAAUGACUUGUUGUUUCCUCUUGAGGUUUUACUUGUUGAAAGUUAUCGUUGGAGUGUUGAUAGUUAGAGAUUUCUCAGCGUAAAGCUCUUCUCACAGAGGAUUCACGCUUUUUUGGGAAACUUAGAAUUACUGUGGAGCAGCGAGAUGGUUUAUUAUUUUCAGACCCUCAAAAAAGUAAAAAAAAACUCAGGCUAUCAGGAGAAAACUUUAGUGACCUAAGAGAAAAGACAAGAACAUGAAAUUUAAGAAAGGAUUAAAUAGACUGUUGAUUUCAUUGUUUUGUCUCUGACUUUAAGUUGAAGAAAUUUGAAACUCUAUAGCUGCAACUGUACUGUCACUGCUGGAUAAAACUAGACAAUUUGACUCCCUUUAGUAGUUCCCCAGCUAAAACCCCCUUUCAGGAGCUCUUUUAGUAAUGUUCAGACACAUUACAACUUCAAAUAUGUUAUGAUAAUGAGGCACUGCACUGAUUAGUUGUGUAAAUGUUAUUUGAAAUGGGAGAAUGCAGAAUGUUGCUGAUAAACGAAGGAAGAUACCAGAAGCAAACAUGGCGAGCUCUCCAGAAGAACCAGCCCCAGUUCCAAACCAAAUGCCAAUGUGUGGUGGCGCUUAACACGGAAACAUCUGUUGUUGUUGUGUCAGGAACUGUUGGUCAAAAGUAAGAGGACAUAGAAUCGCUCAAGGAGAAGGACUAGGGGAUGAGGGGUUGCAUUCAUGCCCAUGCAAAUCACUCCUGUUGUUACAUCACCACAGGAACCAGUUUAAACUGCCUUGUAAGAACUGUUUCCAUGUUAGAUGGGCCAUGAAAGCAAUGCAGAGGCUUUUUCACCCUCACACUCUAAGGGUUACUGGGCAGAAAGAUGAAAACAUGAAUAAAAACAUGUUUCACAUUCUUUGAUGGGCACAACAUGUAUUUGACUUUCAUGCAAGAGGCUACAGUUUGUCUUCUGUUCCACAGGGGCUUUAACUUUUUACUUAAGUCUUGAAAAAUGCAGUUUGUAAAAUCUGCAUUGAUUACUCUGCAAAUCUCUAUGUCCCGCUAUUCUUUGCCUCUUUCUAUUACACAGCUUUUUGUACAAUUACAGUUAUUCAGAGAGGACAGAAUAAAGAAAAGCAUUUGUUGUUUUCCUCCCAACCCUGGGUCCAAGAAUGUCCAAAUAGUUCUCAGUCCUAUCAGAUUCAUGGCAUAUUCACGGUGUGUCGAUUCAACCCAGUCUGUAGCAUUUUGAUUCUGUCAUCUGUUGUGUCCGCUAACAAUUUGGCCUUUGCUUGGAUGCCGCCUACAUGUCUUCUCUGUCCAUUGUUAAAUGGCAGCACUGUUGUCUGAUACCAUCAUGUGCUGGACACAUCCCUGUUCUUUGCACAAUGGCUGUAACUUUUUGUUGCCUCUCUCCUGAGCAUAGUCUAAGCUUCAGGGAGUAAAAAUUUGUUUUCAUAGUCCAUCUGUGGCCUCAGAUGCACUUCACGCUAUGUCGUCCCUGCAUCCUCUGUCUCUGCAUUUGUCCAAUGGUGCAUCAUUUACUCCAUAGAGGGCGUCUGGAAUGUGUCUGCAAUCACUUCUGCUCUUUUAGUGCAUUUUUUUCUGCAACAAGAGGGGAGCUUAGACACUAACACAAAGUUUGGACAAUGGGUGGGAGAAUAUGCAGAGAUAAAGACCUACAGACAAAGUGAUAGUGAUGUUUUUUCACAGGCAAAAUCAUCUGAUGUUCAGAUAAAGAAAUUGAUCCUGGCGGGACAAUUUCUCAUCUGCCUCAGAACAAAAAAAAAAUCUUUGUUCUGUUGAUUCAUGAUGCUUUUGGAAACCCCGUUUUCAACCCCAGAUGGAAGGUUUUUGUCUCCACUAUCAGUCUAGACUCCAUUUAUUUUCACAUCUGUGCUUGUGCGAUAAGCAAAUUGUAGCCAUUACCUUAUGAGUAUGAGAGGGCAAUUGUGUGCAGAAAGAAAGGGAGGCAGAGGGAAAGGGAAAGGGGGGGAAAAGACGAAGUAGCAAAAAUGAGUGAGACCACUGUGGGAGAUGUGGUGAACAUCAAGAAGUGGGGGUGGAAAUGGAGGAGCUGGGGAGAGGUUUUCGUUGGGUGGGUGAAAGAAAUUUGGCAUCCUUCAUGGAAACGGGGUCUGGAGCACACACUCACACACAAACACAUAACAUACAGACAAGUAGAGGACAGAUACCAGCACCCAUCAUUCAAACAGCAUUUAAAGGGCCAUUUAAGUCAUUCCAACAAAAACUGCGUUGGUUAUGAUACGUUGUCCAGGGCAGACAGAGGGAGAGAAAGUAAUGGCAGGGGAUUGCAAAGUGAAAGGGGCAGUGGACAGAAAAUACAGGAAAAGUAAGUCAGACACUGUUUGUUUUUAAGUCUGCAGUUUGAAUCUUUUCAGCUUACUUUCCUCUGACUGAGAAGGCUGAGUUUUCAAGUCUGGGAAAAUGAUUUAGUGAUAGAAUAGUUGUCUGGGCGGUUUAUAUUCCUUGAAGUGUUAUCAGUAAUUGGUUUGGUUCUUGCCUUGGCAAACUUUGGUUAUUCCUCAAUGAUGUUGUUCUACUGGCCUUGCCUCCAAAUACUAACCCCAUAUUAAUGUUUUAUGCUGUAAGGCUUGUACUAAUGCUUAUACCAACUGCUACUGGUGUUGGACUCCCUCACCCUUCUCACGAAGACCCGGGACUACUCUCAGACACCAACCUUCUCCAAAAACGUGACAGCCCAGAUCAACAUGUUACAGGAAAAAGGAGGGGCUGAUGGUGGUGGGAUGGGGCGGGGGGUGUAUCUGUCUGCCUCACGACCUUAAAUCUCCAUCCAAGGCCAACAAUCCCAUCAGCAGCAUUGCAUUCCAAUGACUGUUAUUUCGGCAUUAUGUCUAUUUGUGCUGUUCUCAGCUGAGGCUACGAAAAGCCGUCUAAACACAGCUCUCUCAUACCACGCGAUCCUGGCCAGUGUUAGCAUAGACGGGUGAGUGCAAAUAUGGAGCAGAAAGGCUUUGGAUAACCGCUGCUACUUGACUCCUUGUGUCCUUUUUUUACCCCCAUAAACUCUUCUUUUAUUCAAGCACGUACAUCCUCAUACCUCUUCACCUAAAUGACCAAAAUUAUUUGAAUCCUCACUUCUUUCUGUUUUAAAGCAUGCAGAUGGUUUGGUCUGAGAAAUAAGUGUCUGUGAACUUUGCUUUCUCUCCAUUGAAAGAGUAGAUGCAAAAGAAGAUGCAUCUUUGAAAGUUUCAUCAUGCACACCCACCUUCACAAUUCAAAGCUUUCAACCUCUACCUCACAGACUCUUAUUGGCUUGUUAUCCACUCGCCAAAAUGAACCACCUUUACCUCUGACACAUGUAAGGUUUUCUUAAACUCACAGUCCUUGCAUGAGUUGAUGUCUCCAGCCCCCGUCUUGUUUUGUUUUGCACAGAUAAAAAAAAAGUGUUGGGGUUUCGCUCCUACCUCUAUAAACCUAAGUAAACACGUUGGCUUCCAAACCAUACAGACUCGCGCUGAAGGGACGCGUCAGACAGGGCCUGAGGGGUUAUGCUUUCUCAGCAGUGGCUGAGUGAUUUGAGGGGAAAGAGUGGUUUGUGUGCAAUUUACAUGCAGAGGACUCGAGUCAUUCUGGGGUCGUUUGUGGGCUGCAGGCAACCAUUCCCUCUUUUCACUCUUGACAGGUCGUCAUAUCUGUGUCUGAUGACCUUCAUUCACACAUGGUCUUUCUCUAACCGGAUUAUCCUCUUCUUGCAACAGGAAAACAAGCCAAGGAUGUUUGCAUUUGCAAGAAGGGAAAUGUUAAAAAAAGCUGCAAAUGGGGAGACAAUAGACAGAAAGACUAGAGAAACAAACCAUCUCCAUUGUAUACUGCAUGCCCUUGGAGCGCAGAUUCGAAAAUCGGUUGAUGAUACUCUUAACCACCUCCCUCCUCUCAGUGUUGCCCGCUAGCGUAAUGUUGCUCAACUGGAAAACAGCAUCAGAAGUCCUCCAUCUGGUUGCAGUUUGUAUCUCGUGCCAGUUUGGGUGGGAGUGAUACAGAGACCUCCAAGGCGUUUAAAACAACAACAGCUCACAGUCGAGAAGACUGGUUGCAUAUUUCCAGCUACUGUAGCAAUAAACACGCUCACACAGAGACACAUGUUCAUGCUCAGAGGAGCCCAUGUGUGUAACCAUUUAACUGAUAUAAAUCGGAUAUCUGGUGACUGAUAACAUUCAGGGGAGCGGGAGGAUCGAAAGGUAUUAAAAGGGGUUAAAAUUCUGACUUGUAUGGCAAGAGAGAGGGGGAGAAAGUGCAGCAUGUAUUGGGCCCAUGGCAAGUGCAGUGGUGGAAUGUCCCAGGGUGUUUUAAUGGAGUUUGUCUCUCCACACCUGUGGAACUAAUAGCGAGCCACUGAAGUCAGAUGUCCUAUGAAAAUAUUUGGUGGAAUGAGAGAGGGGGAGAAGGGGGGCAUGGCUCCGUUCGAAGGUUCAUACCUAAAGACAGGCGUGUAGCUUGGCAAACGCCUAGGAUUUCCAUUAAACUGCAGGUUUGAGGAACAAGAUAAUUGCUCUAGCAGAGACUCCAGCCUGAACUCUGUCUCCUUUUCAUCCCUGUUUCUCAUAGUCGCACUCUGGCCCAUGUGCUGCAGAAUCUUUCAGAGAAGAAACACAGUUUGCAUGCAUGCAUGCUGCUGUUAUGAGGAUGCUUACUUUUAACAUCAAUGAAAGAAGUUUAAUUCCCAAGAGUGUGUUUGGUAGAAACCAAAUGUUCAAUAUUCUGAGUCACAUUUGCAUAUUUUAAAUGAGACCGAAGAGUUCAAAGCAUUUUGUGGAUUAAACUUGCACCCUCAGGGUGUGUUGGACCUUUAUAACAGGAAUUAAAUAACUUACAAAAUACAUGGCUUUCAAACUACAAACAUUUCUCUUCUUUGUGUUUUCAGUCGACAACUGUGAUAGGCUUACAAAGGUUUUAUGAGGUCAGUGAGGAUUAGAAGCCAGAAUGUGGUAUGGAAAUGGUCCUGGUAGCAUUAGAGGUUUGGUUGUGGCUUUCCACUGAUGCAAACACUCCCCUUGUUGCGCCCACUUUUUACUUUGAAGUCAGUAAUGGCAAUAGUUAUCACAAGUGAUGAUGUUCCCACGUCUUUUCUGCAACUAGGGAGGAAGUUAUAGCGGUUAAGCCUGGGACUUGGCUUGCAGUGAAAAAAUAGGCAAAAUUUUGGCCAGUGGUGUGAGAUAUUUUCCAUUUGCUGUUGUCCUUACUUUUAAAAGGAUUCUUCAACAUAAGUGAAACCAGUGUGUGUGCUAGACUAAACUUAAGGCCACGCUAACAACUUGGAUUUAGAAGGCAGUGUUGGGUGAUUAGUCAAUCCAAUGAUCAAAACUGCCAUAUGUCAAUUUCUGCAUGCUGUGUUGGUAGAAUACAGUGGUUACCAGAGUUUUCUGUCAACUCCUGUGGCAGCCUUAUGAAGGUGGUUUUGACAUUUGAGAAAUGACUGAACACAAAUGCACACCACCUUCAUUGAUCAAGCCUAAUCUUGAACCAUAAUGAAGUUGCUUUUAUCAUUCAUCCUCUCAAAAUACUUUGUUUUGUGACUACACUCACUUACUUUCUCAGACUUACUUUCUCAUUUGCAGGCUUCUCAUAUACAGUCAAUUCAUUAAUGAAACCAUAAACCAUACUUAGUUAUAUGUUUACUUAUUGCUGCAAGUAACAUUUAUGUUGCUCUUUUUUUGUAUGCAGAUCAGGGCCUGUGUCCGCUGACAGCAUUUUUUUGUUUUUGCACUGGCAGGACUAUCAACCCUCAGUUUCAGAGACCUACUUAAUAGGUUCUUAAUCUCAUCUUGGAAGGGACAAUUAGUCUGUUUUAGGUUGCCUUGUAUGUUUUAUAUCUGCCAUCUUUUAGAUUUUUACAAAGAAACCUUAAGAACAAUUGAUAGAAAGGAUGUCAUAGCAUUAGCAGCAGCUAUAGGCACAGCAGCUCUGGGUGGUUCCUUCUCUGUAGUGACCUGUUACUGUUAAAGUCGAUAUCAUAAGGAUCACCCUCUUUUUGGUUUUCAUUGGUCAGUGAAGGAAAAAGUGACAUUAAGGAGUAAGAGGCUGUUCUGAAAAUUGAACUGUUUACACCUGAGAGAACUGUGAGUACAAGGUCAAACAUCAGCUGAUACGAAGGACGUUUCUACAUUCAAUACACCUAAGUCAACUAAGCUAGCAGCUUAAACUGAAAGGAACAGAGAAAACCUACAUUCUGUGCUCAUAAAGAAAUAAGUGUUUCAGACCCAACGUUUUUUUUUACACCAGGCUGUAAACACUUCAAUGUUGCUGUGAAUUUGGCAUUUUGGCUUUGGUGUCAGUGGGGAUCUACUGGCCUUUAGAGUUAGAUCCAAAUAGACUUUUGCCUGUUAGCUUCACAUUUAACCCCAGAGAGUGCUACUUGGCUUUGACCGACAGGUGCAAAGCUGCUGAUUGUAUACUGCCGGUUCAAAGCUACGUUUAGCCAUUACUAGCUUUUACAGGUUCACAUUCCUCUCACAGACUUGUAAAUCCUCCUGGCGAUGGUGUGAGCAGGAGCAGGAGCAGGAGGUGUGAAUGAAUAAUUGAGGAUUUUUAUUGAGUGAUUAUGUUGUGUCUCAAAAGACCAUCUGACAUAAUGAUGUCAAGUUGAGUUGAGUAUGUGUCAGCUUGGAGGAAGACAGGCAACAAAAGCCCUCCUUUAUGACCCGGCUAUCUUCUAUCGCCAGAACAAAGUUGUUAGUGGGUAGACAGAGGGCGAAUAACUCUCUGGAUCAAGACCUGUUUCAAGCUAUGGCAAAGUGCCCAGCUGCCCCAUACCUCACAACUUUUCCUCUCACCCAGACUUUAAUCUUGGUCUCACUUUGAUAUCAAAGACAGACUCACUAAUGUGGGAGGAAUGGAAGUAAGGAGGGAGAGUUUAAAAAAAAAAAAAGCCAGGGGAAAUAAUGAGGGAAUAAUUGGAGAAUAUGGUUUCCAAAGCUAUGUUUUUUCUUACGAAGCAGAGACGUAUUCAAGUCUGGAGAUCAAACGAUGUGGUGCUUUUUAUGUUCGCGGACCACAAUGAAGAAAGGAGCUGAGGUUUCCCGCAGCGGCCUGCUCUGUGUCUUCCUAGGAACUCUAGCAGCUUUCCCUUUCUCUGUCUACCUCUCUUUCCCUCUACUGUCUCUCCCCUUCCUUGCUAUUAAUCUGCUGUGUCAUUUGUUGGAAGUCAGUCUGGCCUUUGCUUAAGUCCCCUAAUAAGUCUGCAGAUGAUAUCUCUCGCCCUGACAGUUAAAAUGGCACACUGUUAAACCUGUCUGCCUUGUGGGUCUGCACUACCUUUUUCCCUUUGGUAUGGAAUAAAAUGACUUGAGAAAGCAUCAAAUAAAUCACUGUCACACUGACUGAGUCAUAUUCUGUAGCUGUAAAACUACAGAGUGUUUAACAGGACAUAAAAUCUGCUGUGUGUGCAGUUUGAUGGCUCAUGAAAGAGAGUGAAUCCAAGUGGAAAUGACACGUUUCCUCAUUGAUGAUCUCACUGAAGCACUUGCAUGUAGAUAGGAGGCAUCUGUCCAGGCAGGGUAAGACAUUUCCUCGACCUUAAACCUGAGUCACCAUUCGACUUAUUCUAACUGCCCCGGUCUGCUGCCCCCCUUCGCUCCACUUUGCACAAAUUUGCCAUCUGACAACUUGUAAACAAACUUGGUGAAAGAGGUCACUCAACACCCACUUCUCUCUCAAAUCCCCUCUUCAUCCCUGUCAUUCCUUAUUUUGGCGUGCCGGUCAUUUAGGUUUGUUUGGAGUAAUAACUAAGUGGCGACUCCCACCCUUGGAGAGAUUUAGCUCACUGGAAGGACUGAAUAUGACUUCAUGAGGGUAUACUUCGACUCUGUCUUCCUUAUUAACCUUCCAUCUUUGAGCCUGUCGUACCACACAGACGUUUCAUUGUGCUGGAGUGGAUGUACAUCGCUUUGGCACCUACUUUAUUACCACUUGGGGGCAGUAAAACAACCCUUAGACAGAAGUUACAUUUUAUUAGCUUUUAAAUGUGGCUGCACAGAUUUGUUUUCUUAUUUUAAUUCCAAAUGCUAAAACAUAUUAACCUUCCUGCAAACCACUUAUUACACAUUAUCCCGCUUAUUAGCCAGUUACCAACCAAAGACAUCAAAUAGUUGAUUCAAAAUACUGAUUCACUGAUUCCUUAAUGGCUUUGCUGUUGACUCACCUCAUUAUGUGCUGUUAUCACUUUCACUUGUUUUUUUAGUUACUUUUUCACAGUUGGUAUUUUGGAGUCGCUCUUACACAAGUAGCUGCCAGUCCCCCAAUUCAAGGACGGUGUUCCCUCUCAGAGAUAGUUGGGCCCAAUAGCUCUUCAGACUGUUCUGAGAUGAGAACUAUACCCUGUAACUGUCAUUAUUUUACUUAAUAGAAACGCUUGUAUUUCCCACAAUGCCAACAGGUAAAUGUGAAACAUUCUGGACUCCUUUACAUGGAUUGGUUUGACACUGAGAGUGUGAUCAGCUGUUGAAAAUUAAGCAACUUUGUUACAUGUUUUGACCAAUCAGAAUCAAGCCUUAAGCCAAUUCGUAAUACCUGUUUGAUACUAGUGACCUCUUUCACAGAUUAAUAUCAUUUUGAAAUAUCUGGUGUUGGCUAAUAUCUGAUCUCUUGAGGCCGAUUAGAAGAUAGAUCAUGUCUGCAGACACUGCAGGCAGCUUCCUCAGUGUGAGUGGUUUUGUGUAAUGUUAAUGUCACAUCAAAUGAUAACAGGUUCUUGAACAGGUGUUUGAUAUAAGUUCUGUUACGGUUUACAGGAUAAUGUGUGGAGUUAGCUCUCAGUCAUGUUCUGCUGUCUAAUGCAUACUCCAACAUAUUAUACCAUAUACUGUGCUUUGGCAGACUUGCUCUCCUGGUGCUGUCAUUGGCACCAGGGGAUUAAUUGAUUAAAUUAAUUAAUUUUUUAACCCUGAUGUUUGGCAAGUUAUCUGACAACUGCAGCUACUGUUACCUAAGCAGAAUAUCUGAACACGUGUAUUACUGGUUACUAAAUACACAGCACUGUAAAAGGUGUAAGAUUUUUGAAGAUUCACUUCUAUUGCUACUGUAUAUAUUCAUAUAGUAACAUGAAAGGAAGUAACGUGUUUUUAAAUGACAGGUCCUGGAUCUUAAGUGGCCAUGUUUGCUGUACAUUCAUACCAGUCUUCCACAUCUUGAACCACCUUCAAACAGCAUCUGUAUCAUCCCUGAAAACAAUGAUCACAUUGGCUUCAGUGCAAAACUUUAAAAAGGUCAGACAGAACAACAGCUGCUCACCCUGAUGUUUUCAAAGUCCGAACAUUUUUGUGAAGCGCACGUGCACCUUGUGCUGUCUACAACAUCGAUCUCUGUUUCUCUUCGUGAUCAUCCGCUCUGGAUAGACUCUGUGAAAGGAGCCUGGCCUCUGCUAUCUCCCCCCUACUGCCUCACUGUCCAAGGAUGUGUCUUAUUCAUAAGUCUGUGGUGUAAGUUUUAUUCUUUUCUAACUCUCAUAUUCCUCCCACCAAUCCUCCCGUCCCAUCAAGCUGCCAAGUGGAGACAAAGAAGCUGCUUCAGCCCUCCUUUGGUCUGGUGAUUAUCUAAGUGAGGGCCCAUCAAUCUAAACUAACUCCAGACUCUCAAGAAUGUCCUCGUCUCCUGGUUGCCAGGUUUGAGAUAAACACAUAUCUGAUCUUGAGAAACCAGCCUUUAAUGAACCACUAGAUGCAUGCAAUCUGAUGUAGCCUCCUUACACUUAUCAUAACCUCUCAAACCAGACCCCGUCAUGCUAGAUUGACUGAUAUGAUCUGAUUAAAAGCGCAGAGGAUCAAUCCCACCGUUGAAAAACUCAAAAAUACUUCCUCAGUGUUUUUGUAUCCCCGCUUAAUUUCAACCAUUUGCUUCAUGAUGCAUAAUGAGAAGGUUAUUACUGCGUCUGAGGUUGAAUGUGCUGUUUUAUUGGCUCUUGGCAGCGUAGCAGGAAUUCCAUGAGGCAGGUGAACAAGGAAAUGGAGUUCAUUCAACACUACACAAUUAUCUGAAUGUUUGUUGUCAUUAAGAGAUCUUUUGGUUUCCCCCCUUCCGUCUUUUCCUGGGAAACAGCACUCAAACUUGACUUUCUGGGGAGCAGACAUGGCUGUUUUAUAACACAUUAACCAUAAAUUUGACCUGAGUUUUUGUGUUUACAGCAAUAACAGAUGUGCAAACAAUUCCUUUCCACCGAAUGAAACCCUGCUUCGGAUAUACCAUUGCUCAUAUGGCACACAGAGGAGUAUAAAAGUCAAUGUCUAUAAGUUUGUAUCAUUGUUAUGCAGCCAGCUUUCAGUCCCCCUAAACUGUCCCAGACUGACAAUGUCGACUGCGUUUGAUCUUCAACGUUCGUCGCUCUUGUCUCAUAGCAACUGGAACAUUCCAUUGUGUGUCUCUGAUCACCUCCCGAUGACUGGGAUGUGGAGAUAAGAGAGAGGGAAUGAAGAGAUCUGGUUUUAAUAUAAAAAAGGAGCCCCGAUGAAAUCAAUCACACUAAGGGGAACUGAACAGGGAGUCACCCGGAUCGCGAUUAGUGUCAAGAGACUUGAUGGGUGUUGACAAGACGGGUGGGAAGGUCAAAGGGAGAAGCAGUGUCAGCAAGGGAGACAGAGAGAGAAGACAAGAAGGAUCUCCUCUCCCCCUCUUUGUGUUGUUAGUUCUUUUUGGGGAGGAAAUAUUGAGUUAACCCCCCGUCUCUGCCAGGCAUGCUAAGAUUCAUUUCUUUCUUCAUCGUACUUCUUUAAUCCAGAGGCAGAGACAGCCAACACGGUUGCAGUGGUAAAGCUGAUAUAAGCAAGCAAGCUAACCCCAAAAUGCUAUAAUACAGCCUGCGUUUGCUCAAGUGAGUUGUAUCGCUGGCUUUAUUUCUGGAACAGUGAGUCCAUUUUAAUGGCGGUAGUCUUUACUUUGGCCCAGCUGCGAACCUGCAACAUCUCAUUUAGCAACUUUUCGUUUCCUCCUGUUCAUUAUACAAACUGUGAUUAGUGAAACAAGAUGCAGCGCUUUUGGCCAAAUAGCAACUCUCUGUCUUCUUUCCUUCCUUGAUACUUAACAAACACUUUUGUUGAGCUGUGCUGGAUCACAAGCAAAUUAGCAAACCCUGCGCCCAAUCUGUCUUCUGUCUCAAAACCGGAAAAUCCGAGUUAAUUAUUACACACACUACAAUCCAAAUAUGAUUCAGUUUGAUAAAUGCUGCCUGCAUUUUUCAUGUUCUUUUGGAUGUUUUUUAUCACGAAGUUGCCAGAUUUGCUUGUAGGCUGGUUUCUCACUCACUGACCUGGAGAGCAUGGUGUACUCCCCAAGAGGUGUCUGUUUUUCCUGGAAUACAACUAAACAUUACAUGAGCCCGCAACUCUGAGAGUCUUUGUUUGGCUAUCAUUGAUGGUUCUUAAAAAUUGUUAUAAAUAAAAGGUGUGUAUUAUAUUAUACAUCAUGCCAUAUGAAAGAUCAUAUUCCCAUGUUGGCCAGAGUCAUGGUGGGAAACUUUAAUAGUGUUAUUAUGUCUUCAUGCUGUGUUCCAGGUUGUAAAUCGUGUAAAUGUUGGCAAUUUGAGUAAAUUUAGUGUGAUCAAACCCCUGUACAGUGUUUGGAACAUCAUUGUCAGCUAGCAUGAAGUAAACCCAACAUAACUGUUAGCGCACCUAAAGUAGCCAGCUAUUAAAAAAAAAAUAAAACAUAUAGUAAAAAAAAAAAAAAAAAAAAACUAAGAAAUUUUUUUUUUUCUUGAGGAAAUAUUUGACUUGUUCCAUUGUAUCUAUGGAUUUAAAGUCUAAUUGCCAACUAGGAAAUGGCUGAAUGCUAAUGUUAGCUUAUUUUGGCUUAAAAAAUUAUCAGGCAUCUCUCUGGUUUUUAAAUUUCCAUUGUUUUUCCAUUAAUCAAUCAAUCAUAGAGCAACAGUGACAGAUUAUCAGGUUUUGGGGAUUAUGCAGCUUGUGACCUGAAAUACAGCUCUUAGCUAUGAUAAUAUUUGAACUUCCCACCUUGAGUAUGAUGCCACAUGAAGAUGACCACCAUGGGAAUUAAGGUCUAUUGUGAGCUGAAGUGUUAUUAUUCUUGUUCUAUGUACAAGGCUGGUAAUAUGUUUUUAUUCUUGUUAAAUCCAACACAAAGGCCAAAACCAACUGAACUGAUUCCAAUAACAAUUUUACUGCCAGAGAACUCCAUUGUUGCCCCAAAAUUGACAUUAAGUCACAUAAUUGCAGAGGUUUAUAUUCCUGUAUAACAAUGUAAAGAUGUAAGCGCCCACCUGACGUUCAUAUGUGUCCAUGCAUUCUUUCUGUCAAUAGUCCCCAAUAAAUGCACAGUUUAACUACAAAGCUCUAGCCCUAGUCUGGAACCGCUCGCUUUGUUUUGGAUUUGCACUAGUUAAGUAAGUACAAAUCAAAGUUCUUUGUGAUGCUUCAACAUAUCAGAUAAACCAAAUGUGGUGUUGAAAUCUUUAGCAGUGGCAGAUCAAGAUAAAGAAGCCACCACUUAACACUUGUGUGUAAUGAAAACUUGUUUUGAUUAAUACUGAUGCAAUAUCAGAUUCCAGUUAUUCCACAUCAGCUAAAGCAGAUUUGGUCACUCACUAAAGUGCCCCACCUACACUUUCAGAUGAGGAUUUUUUGGGGCUUGACCUGAAUAGAAAACAUGAUUUUGCACGUUCAACCAGGUCAUGGGCUAACAGACUCCCUGUUUAGAGCUUUUAAUGAUGAACCGCAUAUGAUAUUAGACAUCUAGUAAACUGCAGAACUGUGAAGUAAAACAGGGUAUGAUCUCAGCCCUCCAAGUUUAUCCCCAUCCAGAGGGCCUGACACUUCCCAGAGCUCCUAACACUGUCUGGUCUGGUCAGACCUUCGCUGUUCUCUGGUGGCUCUUUCAGCCUUCAUGAGGUCUGGCAGGAACCUUCUGUACAAUAAUCCGACGGGACGCAUCACUUGGGUUUCUCACAGCUUUUACAUCGCCCCUGGUGUGAACACCAGCAGCCAAGUGGCUUCUUUUAUGUGUUUCAUGUCAAAAAGCAGACUGAUUAUGGCUGUGCAGAUGUUACCACAGUUAUAGUCCCACUUAUCAUACGCUUUCCCUGCAAACAUUGUACUGUUGUUAUGGAAAUCAUAACCAGAGUGGAAUCUCCUCAGAAAGUCUUGAAGAUAUUACAGUAAAUGCUGAGGCUGAUUGGAUGUUUAAACCUUGCUUUUAUGGCCUUUCACUCUUUUUUAAGCCUUGAUUUCAGCUUAAACAUCCAGAUUUUUUGCUAUUUUUAACAUUUACAGCUUCACACCAUCAUUAAUGAGACAAGCUUGAUAAAAAAGAAGAAAGAAAGAAAGACUUUAGUGUACACACACACACACACACACACACACACACACACACACACACACACACACACACACACACACACACACACAUAUGAACGCACCCUCUCUCAGCCAUGUUUGUACAGCCCAGCAGUGGAUUUUGGGAGGUGUGAGGCCAGAACUGGCAGGGUCCUCUUACACAGCCAGAAGCUCUUAGCCAGCAGCUAAUAAAGACUUGCAUUGAUCCUGAUGGGUGGGGUGGGCUUCAGCGUGGGCCACAGUCAAAGGGGGCUGUGACUGUACGCUGGUGGUCUGGUUAAUAUGCAUGAAUGAGUGUGUGUGUGUGUGUGUGCGUGCGUGUGUGUGAAUGUGUAUGAGGUGCUUUGUGAGCUGUUUUCAACUGGCAGAGGCAGGAGAAUGAAACACCCAGCGGGUCCAGUGAAGUUUAAAGUGAGUGAUCAAUCAAACAGUCCAGUUAACAAUUAAUGGUCCACCACAGGAAUCGAAACCAUCCAGGGAAAUACUUCUAAACUCUAAGUGUGAGGGGGAAGUGGUCAACCAGUAAAAAGAUCAGAGUACAUAAAACUUACUUUAGGAUAAAAAAUGUGAUUUCACAAUACAAUAUAAUGAGGAAUAUACAACACUGUGAUAUAGGAUUGGGUACAGUUUGAUACAGAACAAUACGAUACGAUAAAAUGUUAUACAAUAUGACAUGAUAAAAGACGAUAAAUUAUUCUACAAUAUGAUACGUUGUGAUACAAUUUGAUUUUAUAUGAUACAAGACAAUGCAAGCCAGUAUGAUAUAUGAUAUGACAUUAUAUGAUACAUGAUAUGGUAUGAUAUGAUAUGAUAUAAUAUUAUAUGAUAUGAUAUAAUAUGAUGUGAUGUGAUAUAAUAUGAUGUGAUGUGAUAUAAUGUAAUAUGAUAUGAUAUGACAUAAUAGGAUAUAUGAUAAGAUAUGAUAUGAUAUAAGAUAGGAUAGGAUAGUAUACAAUAUGAUAUGAUAUGAUAAAUGAUAUAUGAUAAGGUGCACUGCAAUAAGAGGAGUACAACUUGACACUUUAUGCUACAGUCAGACACAAUAUGAUACUCUACAAUAUGAUUAGAUACAAUAGUAUCAGUAUCUGAUACAAUAUGACAAAACUCAGUUUGGUUUGAUACAACAGAGUGCAAUAAGAUUGGGUACAAAACUACAUUGUAUGCUACAGUUUGACACAACAUGCUACAGUACGAUAUGCUACAAAAUGAUACGCUACAACACAUCGCAGUCUGAUAUGAUACAAUUUGAUUCACUGUGAUGCAAUAUGAUAAGAUGCAAUGUAAUGCAACACAAUGUAAAAUAAGGUUUGAUUUGAUACAAAGGGAACAAAAGAAGCUUUAGCUCGUUCACAAAGAUGCUGGGGUUAAUGAAAACUGCCAGAGGAACAAUCAACAGUUAAAAAUGUUUAAUCGAGCAGUAUUUUCAAAAGAGGUGUAAGCUCUUUUAACUGGAAUAAAACAAGAAGGAGUAAGAGAUUUUGUAUCAUCUCUGUGUGGGAAACACUGGUGGUGCAUCCUCAUCAUUUGUAUCCACAUACUUCAUUUCAGCUACCGAUAUAAGUGACUUAAUGAUAAGAAAACAAAAGUCAGCACCUCUGCUGUUAAUAAAAGAAUAAUGGUUUUUUGUCAUUUAUCUCAAUAGUAUGAAUUGUCUCUCUGGUUCAUGCUACAUAAAGACUCCAAAGGGCAAAAAAACUGAAACAGCACUUGCACACUAUUGGAGAGACAGCAACAUAAUUGGCAUAUCCAGCGACUCACAUCCCAACCCACCUGCUCAUCCUCCGAUCGCUCCAUGUCUCAUCGUCUAGGUCCUCAAGCAACAUUUUUUUUUGUUUGUUUUCUGGCUCAUUUCCUGAUAGUGGCUUUGUCUUAAUACCAACAAUGCAUUUAGUCAGUCUUUUUCAUUGUAGACGUUUAAGAGGAGCUUGCAGCACUUUGACAUAAGUUUAAGCUUUUUAAAUCUAGCUGGUCCCUUGUGUGAUUUCCUGAGCAUUUCCCUUUAGUCUACAACAGUUGUCUUGUCAUAAAGUGAGGCCACGAAACUUUCAAAAUGGUACCUUUAAAGUUUGGAGUAAUGAGACGCUUUCUCUCGCUCAUUUUAGUACACAGGAAGGAUUGCUGCUCCAGCUCUGCAAUGUACAGUUAGUAGUAGUCACCGUUAGCCAACUGGCAUUAGUUGAUUAUAGACCGUACUAAGUUUCCUGGCUUAGUAUUUAGAUACUACUGGUUAUCAACACUUUGAAACUUUGAAACCAUAUUAAAACAAGUUUGAUUUUCUUGUAAAGUUUUAUAGUACUUGUGGGAUAUUUCAAGCGAAGAGCGACCCUAUGAAGCAGACACGAGAUAGGUUGUAUAAUAAGUAAAAGGCAAAACUACUAUAUCAGAUGUGGGAGAGUGAAUUUUGGCAUCAAACCUUUUGCGAACCACAAAAUUCGUCAGCAUGGCUCCAGCAGAAAUUACACAUCUGAUACAAUGGAUUUAAAAAUUGCUGCCUCUGCCUCAUUAUGAUUAUGGCUCCAAACAAUUGUUUUGUGGAAUUCUCGGCUCCUUGUCUAUUAUCUGCCUUUCUGGUUGUCUGUCCCGCUGCCUGUGCCAGAGAAGCCCAUUCAGAUGGAGCCCAGUCAGUCUGCAGUCCAGUAGCCUCCAGCACGGAGGCAUUUCAGCUCCUUCAGGGGGAUUUGACCAAGAUUUCCUGCCCCUUAUUAAAUUAUAAUCUCCCUUCUACCUCUCUUUCUUGCUCCCCUUCUCUCCAUUUCAGACAAAAAAAAAAAAAAACAGGCCUCCCCGUUUGUUUUCCUGCCAACUGAUGUGUGUGUUUGUGCGCUCGCGGUGUGUGCAUGUACGUGUGAAGCUGUUUGGGCCUCAAGCGGAAGGAGUGUGUACGAUGAUUGGCGAGGCACGCAUCUCAAGUGGGUCAACGGGGAGAUCAAGAGCUGAAGCUUUUACUUUCUGCUCCCUUUCAUUUUGCUCCACCGUGUCCCGUUUUUUUCUUUUUCCUGUCAUAAUGACUUCAUACCUCCUUUAAGGCUCCUUUCUCCUCUCCUUCUGUUGCUUCAAUUUCAUUUAUAGGGAGCUUCCCUCUUCUCUUUCCUCUCCUCUUUGUCCCUUGACACUAGUUUCCAUCUCAUCGCCAGUGGUAGCCUUUGACAAUGUGAUCUGUAUUAGCUUAGUUUUUUUUCAUGGAGUGUCAAACUGUGGAAUCCUUUGAUAGAAACAGACUACGAGAGGACUUUUCUGGGCUUUUCCCUCCUGGCAGUCAGCCCCAGCUACGUGCUGCUCGGGAUUUUUUCCAGUCCUGGCAAAAAAGAAUGGAACAAUUGAUGGUGUGCAAUUGUUCCGGGUUUAGUCGUCUUAUUUCAGCGCACCAGAGCAUUUCUCACCUUCAGGGCGCUGAAUCGUAAAUAGAUCCGUGCACAUAAUCUCCACAUGGGCUUUAUUCCUCGCCACAGCCAGCUUUGCCUUUGGAUGACCUGCCACCAUGAAUAUUUUGACACCCAGUCAGGAAAUAACGGGGCUCUGUUGCGAAAAAGUUCAACUAGUUAUGAGGAAAAAUUAUGAUUCAUUCGUGCGGUGGCUUGUUUUUGAGUUCUUUUCUUUGUCUCCUUUUUGUCAGCGUUCUGUGUUUUGCCUGGCCUGCGUGUCUUCUGCACAUUUCAGAUACCUCAUUCUGGCAGAUGCAAAGCCACCCACUCAGUGAAGGGAGGAAGGUAACAGUUACUUGGAGACAUGGCAUAGAAACACACAACACAACACAGAAAAAAAAAAGUUCAGUCCAGUGCAUUGAAGCCUAAAACAGCUUUGCAUCCAGUGUGUGAUUCUGCCCAGUACUAUCUCCUCUCGCUACUGAAGAAGCUACACCAGGCCUGUGAAGCUUUGGGUUUUUGCUAAUGUAAUAACGGGCUAACAAGAUAACACCAAUGUCAUUUGAUAACAACUUAUAUUUGUUGUGAGAAAACAGUAGUCCUCAGACUUAUGACUGUGUUGGUGACAAGAUGGUGUUUGACAGUAAUGGUUGCUCGAUGUUAUAGAUUACAUUUGUGGAAGUGAACAUUCAAACAUCCCUGGCUGAAUAGCAUCGGAAAACAUUUGGUUUUCUGUUAAAUUGAAAUUCCUCAUCCCCAAGUCCUUUCCUUUUGCAAAAGUUUAGCUUACUUUUGUCAAAGUGUGUUUCUAUACCACUCUGUAACAGAUGUGGAUCACUCGAUGUGCUGUCUUCCCAACCUUCUUGGAGGAUAUCAGGAUCAGGUAGGCAGAUCAUGCCCCCAUCUAGAAGGAAUUUGGACAGCCUCUGGUUCAUGAUUUCUUUAGUAUAUUCUUCCGGUGUAGCCUUUUGUUGAAAGUUUAUUAAACAUGCUGCACGACAACGGGCAACUAAGUCUAUUAUCACUGCAUUUGUCACUACAACAUCGCGUUCAAAUAAAUAAUGUUUUAGUUGAGUAAUCCUCAUAUUGCUAAAUUGAUCUUCUGUCUCCAUUGCAGCUGUUUUUCAGAGCUGCGAAGCAUGGUGCGGCGAUUGUGUUUGGACGCUUUCAGUCCCAGAAUGCUUUGGUGCAUACCCACAAUGCAUUGCCCGAUGUCCAAGAUGGCGGUAUUUGCAAAAUGGGUUAUGGAGGCUGUGGUCUAUAAUGCACUGGUUGUAGGAUAUAUUACUUGUAUGGGACAUUACUUGGUGCAUGUUCACACUCUCAGUGCUAGAGCCGGAGGGUAACCAGUGGUGACCUUGGCAACCUUUGAAAUCUGACAGGUCUGAUUGGCCACUGUGACAUUUUGUCAGAGGUCACACUUGUAUUGAAAUCAGUUAUUUGGGUUGUGUUUAACAAUAUUUCUAUAUGUGUGGUGUUCACAGCUGCUUUAUUGAGGCACUUGUUGCAUGUCAGUUUGCUCUUUUGUUUGAGCCAUAUACUGUUUUUUCAAAAGUUGUGUUUUAAGUGGUAAUACCUUUAACACCACAGGUUUUUUGUUGUGUUAACAUUUGUCUUUCCAUAACAAUGUGUCAUCUCCUCCAGAGUAUGUCCAAACAAUUACACAGCACUUUUGUUUGGUUUUAGUUUUCUUCUUUACAUGCUGCUUGAGCUGCUCUGUUGAAGUGGUUCUCGAAUUCUCAAGAAGCUCAACAAGAAUUCUCUUGUUGUUUCCAUGACAGGCUUGGCAAGACAGAGCAAUAUUUAAAAGGUGUAAUCGUACUGUUGUAAAUGUAGCAAGCAUCUAGCAACAAAGGUUUUUUUAACAGUGUUUUUGAUAUUGCCUCUUUUUAUAUUGAACUGCUUCAACAAUCAGUGAAGUAAAGACAUCUACCUCAGGUCUGGGCCAAGUCUUUACUCCCCCAGGGUUAGAAUCCGAGUCAAGUCUCAGUCACCAGAGAGGAAUCCAAGUUGAGUCCCCUAAAGAUUUUCACGGACUGCUACUUUACUCCAAUUACCUAGUGUUCUAAGUGUCCCAAGUAGAGACAGUAAGGUCCCCAUCACAGUGAUUGCUGGUUCAAUUCCCAGCCAUGACCCACCUGCUGUUACUCAGAAAAUUAAGUGAACACAUGUCUUACCAUUAGGUAUCAACUUGUCAACAGUAACAGUUCCCAUCUUAGUACCUCACAAACUUUCCUAGGGUGCUGAACAAAUGUCUACAAAAGGAUUAAGCUGGUCCUCACCUUCUUCUUAGUGGUGCUUUUUACGCCUAGAUGUUGAACUGCUCUUGCUUGCAUUUACUGUUGAAUCUUUGAAAGCAAAAUGCAUAAUUUGUGGCACUUCUACAGAGAUCUGUGUCGAAACUAUUGCUGAACAAGACCACACGUGAAUGCUAAUUCAGGUGCCAGCCCUCGCUUGAAACUCAAUAAAGUGUAAGAGCCUUGUAGUGAAAACUGACAGAAACAGUAAAGCUGUCCUUAUUAAUAAAAAAAGCUCAGGUACUCCCUUAAGCUUUUAAAUCCUCGUGCAGUCAGUCCUCAAGUCCAAGUCUUGGUCAGAGUCAUCGUUGCUCGAGUUCUAAGAGUUUCCUCCAUUUCAAGGACAUUUUGCUUUGAUAGAGCUCAUCAUAACUUACUGAUAAAUCUACAUGCUUCAGUUGUCAUCACAGCCAUAAAAUCUAUUCCCAACAUCCAGAAAUAUGACGGUUUCAUAAACUUGUGUUUGAAGUCUAUCCUUUUAAACAUGUCAAACAUUGGCAUUCAACACUAUUGUAAACCACAUUAGCGCUUUCCGUUGCCUUUACUGACGCUGCCAGCCUUAUUUCUGAUAUAUCUUUGCUUUUCUUUCUGUCCGUUUGCUGUUGUGUUAACUAAGAAUAAUAGAGACUGAAAUAGAGGUCUAUGUUAGUACAAGAGGACUAACAGGAAAGAAAGAAAAAAAACUUGCCUUGCUUGAUCAGGCCUUGGCAGCACACAAUAAAAGUAUUCACACCAGAAAUGAGCACUGCAGAGAGCAGGAGGCUUAAAAAGGAAAAAAGAGAAAGAGCUGAGGUUGGCAGUCUUAACCUUGAGUCAGGAUCAGAGUGAUAGCUCUAAUUCACAGGAAAUGUUAUUGCUGGGUGUCAAGGUUUCCCCUCUGAGGUGAAGUCAUGUACACAGCACUCUGUAGAAUACACCUCCCUUUAUGGUUCUGAAUCGAAAUCCAUAAGUUUCUACUUUGAUAUUAAUAUCUCAUUUUUCACAUGAUCAGGAAACAGUAAAAAAGCCGAUGGUGCCAGUUUCUGCGAACGCUGACGUGACCUGUCGGUGAAUUUAUCACAAUAAAAGCAGCAGAUUUCUCUCCUUUUUUUACAUAGGAAAGACGGAAUCAGAUUGCGGAUUAUUAUUUUUUCCUCUCUAUUACCUAAUCAGCUGCUCAUAUUGAGUUGAGGUACAGCGGCGGGUCAGCAGGAAAGGUAUAGCUGUGUCUGUCUGCCCACAGACUCUCGCUUUCUCAUCUCCUCUUUUCCUCUGACUUGCUUUUCUGGCAAGUCAGGGGUUAGUCUGGCUGUUUUGCAGACUUUCAAUCAGAGACCCUCGACUAGACUUUAAAUGCGCCACAGAAAGAUGAGGUGAUAGAGCAUGAAUUGGUAAUAUAUUGUAAUUAGUGCUUUUUUCCCCGGUUUGAAACUGUUUCUGCCGGAGGGGGAGCAGAAAGCAGGGGUCUGUUUUAAGACUCACAUGCAAGUGUACAUGUGUGAGGUCCUCCAGGUUAAUCAUUCUGCAUUUAAUUAGCCGCACUUGACUGUUUUUACAUGCACACGAGCACGCACUCCUGCAUGCACUACACCCCUACAAUCCCCUAUUUCUAGUUUUAUGAUUAGCAUGUCUGCUUCUGCACUCAGAUAAGUGCCCUGGGGUUUUGUAACUUGUUCCUCUGAAUGAAGUCAUCAAGAAAUGAACCCCCUCGUCUGACUUUUUCACAUGCUUUGCUUUCCCUCUCCUUGUUUUCUUCACUACCUGUCUUGACCCCCCCAUUUUUUGCACGACCUACACCCCCGGCUUCCUCUCCUCUUAAAGCACUCAAUCAGCAUAAACUCUAACCUCUCUAACCUUCACGUGGUCUUUUCCUCCCUCUGCUCUAACCUUCAGGGAAGUUAGGAAAACACAGCCCUCCUCCACAGGUACCGUUUCCUGAAUUGAUGAGGCUGCUCUCGUGUGCGUCUUCUCCUCCUCUCCCCUGUUUUAUGAGUUUUUCUUCUCCCUCCUGAGGAGAAAGUGAGGCCUUGUUCAAACCUGUCUUCAGUUCACCCUUGGUGCGUUUGACUAUCAUCUUUUUUUAACUGUUAUUUUUCCUUAUAAACUUCAAGACUGAUGCAUUUGGAAUCUAAGGUUGCAUUCACAGCAGACAAUAAACAUGAGGAAUAACAGCUUGAAAGAUUCACAGGAAAAAUAUUGGACAGUCUGUGCAUGCACCUGUGUAAAGUCAAAGAGUGUAUUGUGUCAUAUGCAGCGCAGAUAUACAUUUAUCAUCAUUAUCACCACCCAGAGAAGUAAAGAUUGAUGGUAUCUGCGUGCAGUGGCUUCCAGACGGCCCACUGGGAUGCAGGAGAGUCCUAAGUUAACGGCCUUGCUAGAUGUAGAUCUUACAGAGAGUGGAUGGACACCCUAACAACUCUUUAUCGUGUCAGAUAUGCAAUCUAAGUGAACACAGGCCUUCUUACUUUGGCUGUCCAUGAAACUUUCCAACCAAGCUUCUGAGAUUUUGGAUGAACUGAUAUGAUCAGUCCUGCAGUUGACAAUUCAUUGAAUUCUGAGGGCAAAUUCAUUGGCACCUGAUUCGAAAACUGUUUCAUAGUUCAAAUACCUGAAAAGAAUAUGUUACGGUGGCCAAUAAGGCUAACCAAUAUGCAACAGCACCUAAAUGUCAGGAGGACUGUGCUGCAAAUGUAGAAAUAAUGCAAAAUCAGUUGCAAAAGUCCAAAUGCAACAAUGGGAAAGGGGCUGCAUCAAGCUCAAACUGCUGCAUAAACAAUGGAAAACAGUUCAUUGGUGACCUGAAGCAUCCUUUUCUCUAGUUAACUUUCAUUUAAACUCAACAAAAAUACAAUCUAUUGCUAAAAUGUGGAAGCGGCACAGUUAAGCAACAGUCAGCACCACCAAUGGUGAUGGAUGGCUCUUCUCACUUUGCUGCAGGACAGAAAGAUUCAGAAUAUCUUUAGUACCCACAGCCAUCAGACUGUUCUAUUCUUCUGUAAAAGUGGAUAACUUGAGACAUGAGAUUACAGACAAUUGAAUUUCUCUUCGGGGAUCAAUGAAGUUCUUCUUAUCUUAUCUUAGCUUAUCCUAAAUGUUGAAGUUCAGUUGCUACGGAACCGAAUUAGCAUCGUAGCUAGUGCACACCCUGGAUUUAAAGCCUAUUGCAAGACAAAGUCUGCUAAUUGUACUGCUAGCUGUGCCACCACCUGAGAGUUGUAGCUAAACCAAGUGUGAGGAGAAGAGCUACCUUAAACACAGUUAGUUGUCCAAGAGAAACCAUGUCUGAUAAGAGAUGUUUGGAUUUUGUACAGUUUACAAAGUCUUGUUUCUGCAUGGUGGCCAGUGGGGCUCUUCCCUCACAGACACCUGCUCUGGCAGUAAAUGUGUGGUAUGUUGUCUGUAUACAAUCAUGUCUUUUUUGUAACUGUUUUAAAAUGUUUUACUGGGCACCUCUGGAGGCCUGGACCUCCUCUGUUUUCAUGUCUCAACUUGCAGCUUUUGUCUUUGGUAUGUGUUUUCUUUGUUUGUGCAUAUUUGGAAUUGAAGUGUGUUUGCUAUUAAUGCAGCUGUUUUGCCUUUUUGUAGCCUAUUAUUUGUCAUCUGUUGCACAUUUGGAACAUUUCAUUUGUCUUGGACUUUUGGAUUUGUUAAUGAAUGUGCGUCACUAUUGAUUUUGUAGCAUGUCAUGGAGAUACAUUUUUGGGCCUUUGUGGACCAGUCAGCCUUGUCAGGGUUGUUGCACUCUGGUUUGCCUUGUUAGCCACCAUAAUUUGAAGUUGCUGGGGUGCUGGGUUAAGCUUCAUCAGUGGAAGAGAUGUCCCAAAUACAGACUCUGUUGACUUUGGCACAUCAGCUGCAGAUUUGAUCCUUGUCACCAACCUUUUGACUUAUCUACCCCACAUUUCCUCUGUUAGCCUGUCCAAGAAAGACAAAAAAUCCCCCAUUUAUAAAACAUCUGUUUUAGAUAUUGAAAUAAAGAAAUAAUCAAGUUGUUGAGAGAAAAGCCUCUAAACUGUGAGGCUUGAUACUACUACUAAAUAGGAAACCACUCCGAAUGUCUUCAGGUUUGAUUGCAGAUCAAUCACUGUGGGUUUUAGGAGCUAGAAAUUGGUGGUGCACAUAACUAUAACCUUUUAGCAUUUAAUAAACCAGUGAAAUAAUAGAUCAAUGGAUAAUAAGCUCAUACUGGUUCAUGAAAAUAGUCCUGCAGUGUAAGACCGAAAGUAAGCACAGCUGAUCUAAAGUGUGGCUCGGUCACUAUGGUCCGAGUCAAGUAAAGGAUUUACACCAGACAGAUUAAAUAUAUAAAAAUCAGUGGGAUAUAUGUAGCCACAUGCUUGUGCUAAAGUUGUUUGGGAUCCAUCCUACCAUGUACAAGCAACCCUAAUAGCAAGUCCAGCUUUUUUGUGAUCGAGAUCAUUUGGCUAUGGAAGAGACUGCUCUAUAAAGGGUCAUUCACAUAAGCAUUUAUCACAUAAGCAGAGUUUUAGGACUAAAACUUCUUCAUUUCAGGGUAGAAAUCUGCUAAAUAUAAACCAGAAUUUAAAGCUCCUGUGAGGAACCUUCAACUUGAGUUGACUCUCGCGCCCCCAGUGGACAAAGCAGUCUUUGCUUUUACUGUCCUUAUCACGCUUAUGUGGUGUCUUCUCACUGAAAAUCUCAAACUGUUGACUUUUGACAGCCAAUUUAUCAUCCAUCAUGAAUAUUUUAAAUGUCAAAUGUAAAGACAGGACUGUUCCUGGCUGCUCGGUCGACACCUACCCCCUCACACUGGUUUAAGGCAUUCAAAACCACAAUGCAAAAAUGGUCAGAUGUGUCACUGAUGGUCUUGUUUGCUUUAGUAUUUUGUAAAAAUGCAGCAAUAAAUAUUUCAGGUUAUGUCAUAAAUGUUUAAAAAAAAAAUCCCGACAGGAGCUUUAAAGAAAGUAAAAGUUUUUAACAAGUAACGCGAACAUUUUGUAAUGAAUGGAUUAAAGGACAUGUUCCCAGCUCGGUGUAAGACUAGCAAAAGGUUUAGCCCAACCGGACUGAGUGGAGUAGUCAGAGAUCUUUUGGAAACCACUUCAUGUUGAAUAAAAGACAUGAUCUGUUGUGUAUCUUUCUAGUGACAUAACAUUGUGCAGUUUAUUUAUGUGUGAGUUGUAUGUGCUCACAAACCUGUAAGUACGAGGCAUGUUUUAGUAGAAAUCUAAACAGUAAUACAUCACGCUUUGACAUUGAAAAUAAUCAUUUAUAGUUGUCUUGUAAUGACUGCCCAGUAAUUAACUAAUGAUUGAAUGGAAACACUUAUGAGUGAUCAGAGGAGCUUUUAUUGUGGCGGUGCACCAGGGACUUUUCCUGAGAGGCCACCAAACAAAAGCUUCACUUUCCAACUGGUGGUGACUGUAAUAACAGAUGUCUCAUCGUAUAUGCGUAAGCUAUGUGGCCACUCUGACAAACACACGUGUUGGACACAUUACAUGAACAGCCAUACUGUUUGCUGCUGCUUAUUUAUACAGUGUUGAGUAAUAUGGUGUGCGUACAAAGCCACCGAAAACAGUGACCACUACUCAAAUGUUACGCAGUGAGUGAGCUGACACCGGAAAGGCGUAAUGGGCCAAGUGCCACUCAGGCUGAAGGAGGGAUUACCUCAUUCAACAGAAGGAGAUUCUCUAAAUAAAACCCAACACGCUCAAUUUCCUCCGUCCUCCACAUACACAAACACAAGCCGUCACACUCAGUAAGAGCUGUGGUACUCUGACUGCCAGCAUGUUGUGUAACUUCUUGCUCACCUUCUCCCACCUUUUUCUGCCCCUCAAUCUCAUGUGAAGGCGUCCUCAGAGGUCAAUGCGCUCUGUGUUGUCUGGAGGUGUGAUACCUUGGAAAUGUGUUGGCAUGUUUGUGUAAGUUUCCUUAAAGUUUACAGGUGCAUGUCUUUUUUUUAUUGCUGCAAAUCUGCAAAAUCUGUUCAUACUUAUAUGUCUAGACUACAGAUUUAAUAGAAAACCGCAGAUGUAUAAAUUGAGCGUAUUCGAAAUGUUCUUUUUCUUCCCCUCUAGAGAUGGAAAUGCAUUUUGGCUGUAAAAAGAAAGCUUCCAUAAUUUCCUUUAUUAAAGGAUGAUGGUUGCGGUUAAAUAACAACUGGCCACCCACGUGAGCUGAUGAUAAAAGUCAGGAAUGGUUGGCUCGUGGUUGUGGCUCAGGUUAGUGCGAAGAGGACGAAGCAGCGAAAAUUUGUGGUUGAGUUUGAAGAGAUGGGUUUGUGGUUGUAACCGAGCUAUCUAACCGUCAUGCACCUCGGUUGUUGUCGAACCAUUUUGGUGUUUUUUUACAAGCUGGCAUUAUGCGGUAUAUGAUGUUCAGGUGGUGACUCCUCCACUUACAGAGAGGCUCAAACUUCUGCCACAAAAACAACCGCUCUCUCUUUCCCUCUAUGUUACUGAAUCCUCACCCUCAGAGUACCUUAAAUCGGUCUGUGGCACAUGGUUUAGGAAAUGCCUGGCAGUCUGGAUUCACACGUACCACUUAAGGGAAGUGGAGGCAGAGCACCUUCAACCUCACCUCCCCAGCGCUGUUGAUUUCAUUAGCCAGUAAACGGAGCAGUUAGGGAAAUGAGAGCUUGGCGUGCAUGCAGCCGUGGUGUCUGCGUCUCUUCUGCCCGUCUGAGGAGGCCACUUGAGAUGAUGCUGAGUUUGAAUUUCGAGGCUGUUGAGUCUGCCAUGGCUGGAGAAAGCUUUCCCCGAUUAGCGUGUCAGUUCUGUUAAGAUGGCAUCCAGCACAUGUUUCAGAACGACUGCGAGCUUCAGGUUGUGUUUUGGUCUGUGACUCAGAUUUCCAGCUGGUCUGGAGAAAGAUCAGUAAAAUGUGCUGUGUGCGGGAAGGUGGCAUGUCUGUCCAAGUUCAUCAGGUGCACUCGCCAACAUGUGUCUCUGUGUUUCAUUUAGACAUGGCUGGAUUUCUGAACAGGGCGUAGAAAGCUCAGACCAGAGGCUUCAAGAACAUUUCUAUUUUGAAAUUCUCACAGAUGUCUUAAUUUUAUUUUCCUUACCUUUUACUGCUGUGUUUCUGAAAACCAAGUACAAUCCAGUUUUAGUUUUUGACUGUUUCAAAGCUCCUGGGAGGUACUUUUGGAAACCCCUGUGAACAAAGGGUACAUCUUAUGUCUUUGCAGUUUUGUGAUGUACAGUGUGAGAUGUAUAUAUUUUCUAAACACUAAAAAUGAAUUACCUUUGCUUUGGAAAUGUAAAAAGAAAAGUGUGUGUCAGCGGCAUGCUUUUAAUCACAUUUCCUGACACUUAGUCCAUGGCAGCAGUUUCAGGCAAUAAAAAUAAUAGCAUGGAUUAGUCUCUCUUCUGAUAGCUUGGCUUGCUUUUGUAGCUCAUAAAGUGUAAUCAAUAUAAAAUUACUCUGUCAUUACAAACCAAAUACAGGAGCUUGGAUAUAUUCUGUAUCUUAAAAUAAGGUAACAGCUGUAAAACUGAUGAAAUCAACUAGACAGGGGAACAGCUCUACUUAAAGGCGCUGUAAGGAGAUUUCACCGAUUUAAGAAGGAUGCAAAAUCAGAGGCAAGGAACCAGAAAAAGGAAACCAACUCUGUUUAUGUGUGUAUUGGUAAAAGAAUAUUAAUGAUCAUUUUAACCUUCAGAGCUGUGGUACUCUUCAUCUGCAGCCCCAAGGCUUUCUACCACAGCUUUUGUAGUUUGCAAAGAAACUGUACAAAAAAGUACAGCAGCAUCAUCAGCGAAAUGUUUUACUCACUGUGAGAAAAAAGUCAUGUGACCUGACACCAAACCCUUCACAGUGAUUUCCAUCUGUAAAAAUCACAACAGAGAAACUAUCAGACCUGUUCCUGAUGGUCUCAAUGGCUACUGGAGGUCAUAAAGAAGCACUGGUGUCAUUUUAAGUCUGUUUCUCAAAGAUACACAAUCAUUACUUCCUCUGCUGGAGCCAUGCUUGUUGUCAGAGACUCUUCUUCUUUGGUGCAACUUUUGACUCUGAGUGGGACAGCAGCAAACCUCCAGUGCAGUGGCUCUCAACUUUUUUUAAGUCAUGACCCCCAAGAGUAAUAUUACAGGUGUUUACGGUGUAGCUGUGACACUGCCUGUUUGUGAGUACCAUAACAGCUCAAGCCUUAGUCGUCCCCUGCAGCUGUCAUACAGCUCAGACACUGUCAGUCUGAAACAAAUUAUGUCACUGGUACAGCAGGUAAAGUAAUUCAAUAUCCAUUACCUAGUCAAAAAUCUGCUAUUUUACUUCUAAUACGUCCACAACCAUCUGGCAACCUCCGAGAAUUAUCCUGCAGAUCCAAUUGGGGUCAUGACCCCAAGUUAGACUAUCACUGGGCCAGUAGGUGUAUUGUCUAAUGUUGGACAUGUUGUUGUGUGCAGAGGUUCAUACACAGGUUUAGUGUUGGGUGAGUUAUUAGAAAUAUGAAAAUAGUUACAAUUACUAGUCACCAACACCAAAAACUAACUGAAUCACUGAGUUACAGUGUAAUCAAAGUAUUACUGAGGUAGUUCUUGUCUUUGAUUGCUCAACACUCUUACUAACGCGUCCUGCCUGUGGUCUCUGUGGUGUUUUACUGAUUAGAUGUUUGAAAGCAGCUGACUCAACAGCCGGGAAGCAGUUGGCAGUAUGUAGCUUCUCUUUAACAACAUACCUUGCAGUAAGUCCUUCAGUCCUUCCCGUUGUACGGAUUGUCGAGCCGAAUGCGAAUUGAAAUCAGGUUUUGGUUAUUCUGAUGGAAUGGUCUGCAGAUAAACAUGAGCUGCACCUGGGUCACAGGUGUUCGCAGCCCCGGGCAACUAGUUUAGCAUAAUGGUAGGUGCAUCAUGAGGUUAGAAUUUUUAGUCUUGGCGGUGGGAAGUGUUUUCGUUUCUGUGUGUAGACUGCAACUCACCACUUUUUACCUCAACCAGGAAAAUUCUGUCUUUAAUCACUGAUAUAAAUGAGUUAAAACUCCUAUGAGGAACUUCUGGUUUUUGUUAGUUUAGGCACCUCCUGUUGACAAAGGAGUCUGGUUAACUUGUCCUUUACAUACUUAAGUAGCAUCUUCUGACAAAAAAAUCAAAUUCAGCUGCAAGUUUUGGAAGUCAAAUGAGUCAUUUAUUUGCAUAGUUCAUGUUGAUAUUGUAAAACAGGACUGUUUUCUAGGCUGCUACAUUAACACCAAACCCCUCAGAAAACAGAAAUGUAAUUCUUGUGACUGAUGGUCUUGUUUGCUUAUGUUCACCAUAAAAAUGCAUCAAUCUGAAUUUCAGUCCAAAAUUUCCUUACAGGAGCUUGAAGCAGCAAAUUGGCACCUAAAAAGAUCUGAAUGGACUACAAAGAGACGAAAACUUGACUUAUGAGUAAACAAAUAAGGUAGCACAAAACAGAGACAAAACAAAAAAGUUAGCAAAAAUACCCAAAAGAAAAAACAAAACAACGUAAAAGCUAGCCACAAUGUGUUCAAAGAAGUGCAAAUUAAGCAACAAGACACAAAAAACAACAACAGUUAUACAAAAAGACUGACUUUAAACAUAGACAAAACAGAGAUAUAACUACUGAGAGACACUUGCUGACAACAAAGACAAACAAAGCAACAAUUAAAUCUCUUUAAAGAAACAAGAAAAGUCUGUAGAGCCACAACAACUACAAAGAGACACAAAGACUACAAAGAUAACAAAGAACAGAACAGAACAACACAAAUCAAAUACAAAGAGACAAACCUCCUGUAGAAAGACUCAGAAAUACUACACUGAGAUUAUCUUCCAGUCUGGAUGUUUUCCUCCUGAGUUUAAAGGAAGGGGGGUGGGGGGGUUCCUUUCACUGCUGUGCCUAGAGGCCCAUUUCCUCAUCAUCUGUACAUGGAUGUUGUCAUCAGACAUGACAUUCAGUUAUUUGACAGCUGUCUGUAAGUAGGAACAGCUAACUAAUCACCUUAAAUAAUGAUGGCGGUGCCUUUUUCUAACUCAGGGUCAGCCCGUCCCCUAUUUCUUCAUCAAUGUCCUGUUUUUGUUCUUCUGUUUUGUUCUUUCUGUAUAUUUGGAUCUAAUACUCUAACGUGUGUAGUUAAUUUUUCUCUUUUUUUUCCCCUAGCUAAAUCUGUUUUAUAUAAAAUGUCACUCAGGCUGCCAGGCGAGGCUCCUUCGCUGUAACUUUGGAAGCCGCUCAUGUUUAAAGACUGAGGGAGGCUUUGAUUCACUGUUCAGCAGUUCUUCUGUGAUGGCUUAUUUUAUAUGGAGUUAUUUUAUGUGAAAAUGGGGGCGAGUUCAGGAGUAAUAGUAUUUUCAAUUCUCCCUGUGUAACCACUUAUCAGAUGUAUUUUGUGUUCUCAUGCAUGCGGAAAGUACGUGCUUUGUUACGUGGGUGUUCUUGUGUUUGAGAGCGUGCACUAAUCUCGGUCCAGCAGUGGCUCGUGGUGGCCAGCCAGAGAGGAUUGCGUGAGAUUUUUUAACAACGUCUGCUGAGCUUUUCAACAAAAACACUUGAUAAACAGAUUGUUGAGGUCUCUAAACCACGGUCUGUGUCUGAUCCCUGUUCAUGCACAGUCUCAGAGUCUGAGUAAGAGUGUGUCGCUCUGGUUCUUCAGAGAGUUUGAUGCCUGCAGAAUGGUGGGCAUCCAAAGCUGCCUGCUAAAUUACAUCUACACCAAAACCACAGACCUCCAUACCAGACGAGCUUCCCUUCCAGCCAGCCAGCAAGUCGGCCAACGACCAAACACUGCUCUACCAGUACUGCUUUCUCUUUCUCUUGUUUAUUUCUUCUUAACAUCUUUGUCUUUGCCUCCUUCAUAUUUCAUCUACAAAGAUUUGGUGUGAAACUCAGAGGUAAUCUUUCUUUCUUUCCUGGCAAAGACACAGCGUUUUGAACAAGCACUAACAGAUGCUGCAGACGUACACACAAUAAAUGAGUAAUUACUAAAAAAGUAGCUUAACAGAAACCUGGUUAAACAUUGGUAAGUGGCUGUAAAGCAAGAAUUUGACUGCCUUGCUAUGUGGUUGUUUAGCAAUCACAGACCAGAGUGAGGGAAAGUUGUAAAACAGACCUGGUGUCUGCUCGCACAGAGGCAAGAAAAACACACAUUUCUACGCACCCUCAUGCUGGAGUCAGCUGUGAACUUGAAUAUUGCUUUCAUUCUCUGUUCCCAAUUAACUGUCCUGUUUAAUUUGGCACUAUAUUCAAAUUAGAAAAUGUGAGAUGAUUUUCUAAUUAGGAAAUGUCAGCUCUUGUUUGUGCAACUGCAGUGUCUUAUUGUAAACUUUCAACAUGCGGGUGCGAUCGUUUCUGCUGCCCAAUAUGCCUAUCAUACACACAGUGGAUUACUGAGAAUGAUGCAUAUACAGAAGAGGGAUGCACAUACUUAAUUUAUAGGAUCGGCUCUGCAAAAACUCACAGGUAAAGCCAGGACUUUGCAGGAUGUUAUGCAGUACAAAGAUCCAGAGACUUUGCAUUACAUUAUUCACUUUUUUUCUGUAGCUUCUUAUACAUGAGUACAACAAUUAAACGGGAGCAGCUAAACUGCAAUUCGAAGUUUGCAUCACACCUUUUUACAGUGCAAGUGACAGCCAUCAAUCCAAAGGCAGCAGAUGAGAAGACCUCAGGGGAGAGCUGGAGUGAAAUUCAUGCCUGUUUUCACACAUCAUUUCAGCAGUAAAAGCCAGCACUUGACACCUACAGUAGAUGCUUAUAAUACUAAAGCACACUCACAUGUACCUCUGGUGGUUUUCUGUUCGUACCUGACCACAGUUGUGAAAAUAUUUGGUGGAGUCUGAUGCGGUCAUUUCUUCCAGGAGUAAAUUAAAGUCAACAGAUCGGCCUGUCACGCCUCCUGAGGGCCAUCAAAGCGGCUGAGAGUUGGGGGAAAACAUGCAAUAUGCUUACAGGUCAACGCUGUUUGCAUCUCAUGUUUGAAUGUAUAAAAAUGUAUGGGUCCCUUAUUGUGUAACCUCUCGAAAGUCGGGGGAAAGUGUCUGCAAAGCUGCAUAUAAAUCUGAGGUAUGCUUCAGAAGAUGCCAGCCAACUUUUAGCCCGUUUAUAGCCGAGUAACUGAGCCAUAAUAUCUUCUGCUCUCCAUAUUUCUUAGCAAGAAACAUGUUUCCUUAGAUUUCAUGGAUUUAUUUUCGGCUAAAUGCUUGCCACGGGCUUGGAAAAGACAUAGUAUGCUUGUAAAUGAGGCAGAGACUUUAUAAAUACAAACCUUUUUACAGCAGAUGACAUUUAACAUCAGUGCUCGACUUCAUAAUCCCUGGACUAGAUUUAUUCACCAGUUUUGCUCAAUAAAUUCGCGUUUUUAAAGGGUAGUCUGUCAGAAGAAUGUAUGUUUUAUAAUGAGUGUAGUGUAUAAGAGAAAUGCAUGAGGCCUCUGUCUUGUGUUGUGUGUUAAACCAAGUGUGAACGUUCACUUAUGGCUUUAACACGGUAUGUAGUCUGGUCACAACAGAGAUUUUAACAAGAAAUUAAAAGUUUCAGUUGGAGUCAUAUUCAGAAAACAUCCUCAGACAUUUCUAUGAUAGUUUUUAAAAGAAAUAUCUGUCUCUUGGUUGUAAAAGUUUCAGUGUAAUGAAAAAAUACCGGCUUGUGUUUGGUCAUCUUGGCUCAAAACAUCUCUGUAACUUAUGCUCAGAUAGAGUUGAAUGCCACAAGGUUGUAAACAUGUUUAUUUAUGCUGUAAAGAUGCAUUUUUUAAGGUUGGAUAUGUAUGUGGUGUCCAGUGCCUCUGCAGCCAGUCUCAAAUGAUAACCAGUGAACUGUAAUUUUUAGCACUUGCGCAUUUCUCAAGCCCAGAGGUUCAUACUUGAUAGUAAUGUGGUGAGCUUUAUGUGGUUCUUGACAUUUAAUUUCAGAGAUUUCCUUGCACAUAAUUCUUGGAUGAAUAACACUUUAAAGAAGACAACUGAGCUGAUUUCAAACUUAUCACAAACCUACCAAUCUCACAGACAGGAUUCAGCAAUGGUUCACUGUAAUGCACCUCUUAGUCUGCAGAGGCCCCAGCAGAGGGCGCUCAUGUUAAGCAAUAAACAUCAGUCCAACUAGGCACCAUUAAAAGAGUAGAUUAGACAGUGCUGACACAAUUAAAGUCAUGAAUUACCAGUAACAUAUGAUGGCAAGUGGAGUUCUUAACGCUCCCACUGCAGCUCAUCCUGGUUAUUGAUUUGGUUUAGGAAGCUAAAACUGAUGACAUUAGAGGAAUAAACACAACUCACUCAGUCAUUUCAGCAUAUUAAGUGUUUAAUCUCAAGUGUUAUCUCUCUUCUUCUCUAUCCUGCAGUUCUUUGUGUGACAUCUGUAGCUGGGGAUGCUGGUGACCAUGCUGUUAGCUCCUCUGUGUGUGCUGCUGAUGCUGGGGGCGCGUGCUCUUGCUGGAGGCUACCCCCCUAUUCCUCACAUGAAGUACAUGCAGCCUAUGAUGAAAGGGCCGAUCGGACCCCCGUUCAGAGAGGGCAAGGGACAUUACGUAGGUGAGUAAUCCUUAUGAUUGUGUUGUAAGUUUUUCUCUUUAACUUUGAUGUCUCAGUCUGCAUCAAAUGCGUAGUUCCCUUACUUCCAACAUCCACCUGGGUCCAUAAAAGCAAUGCUUCAGUCAUUUGAAACAGAUUCAAGUCCAUGAGAAAAUCCCUUUGCCUUUAAUAUUUCAGUGCACUUCCUUCACAGUAUCUUGUUGGCAGUAGUUUAGAGUAUUUGAAGUCUUUCCAGCUCGCUGAACCCAAGUUAUGAUGAUGUGGAUCAUAAUCACAACCUCAAAACAUUACAGUAAAGAACAAAGAAAUUCACAUUAAAACAACUCGCCAUGAACAAAAAAAAUACCCAACAUUUCAGUUUAUGAUGUGAUUGAUAUGGAGACCCUUCCAGGAAUCAGCCCCUGGCUCUCUUCAGGCAGUUUUUAAAGCUCAUUGAAGUGUGUGUCUCCCUGCCCUGUGGGUCCAGCAGCAUUUGGCAAGUACCCAGUUGGGGCCUAAUGGAGGCCUGAUUACCCACUUUUUGCAGAGAUCCAAUGGGCCAGUUGUUUCUCCUGCCAUCUGGAUGCUGUUACCCUGCUGUUUAUCACAUAUUCCUCAGCUGUGAGAUGAAGGAGAGAGUGUGAAAGAAAUAAAAAUAGGCAAAAAAGGGGGGCAGAGGCAAGGAAACUAGGAAAAGAAGGGCUGAAAUGCUUCUGAAAAUGUGCAUGCUUUCAUCAUUAUCAUAUUUGACUAAAAUGAUGAAAACACACCCUGGAGGUCCCUGCUUCAAAUCAAGUUUCAAAGAAAAUGAGGGGCACAUUUUCAUUUCAGGACCAUGACGUGAUAGUUGACCCAAGAAACACCUCAAGUAUUGCACUCAGAUCACACCAGAUAUCAGGAUUGUUCGUGUUGAUGCCUCAUAAGAACAACAUGCAGUUUCUUCUUAAGAAGUUAUGCCCUAUAAAAAAGAUUUGAGAAUGUAAUAUCUAGAUUUAGGUUGGGGCGGUACUGCGUUUGGCUCAUAGUAAUACAAUGGUUCUACUACCACCUAGUGGUCAAAUUUAGGCAUUACAAAAUAAAAACGUUUGAGUUGCUGAGUCAUCAUAAUUAUAUCUGUAAUUCUUACAAAAUCUCAGAUUUUUCUCACAAAAUGUCAGAUUGGGUAACUCCAAGCAACUAUGCAAAAAUAUAUUAAAAUGUCAAGUACAAAGCAUUUACGAUUUCUUAGCAUAUUAAUAUAUUGUGUGAAUUAGAUGUAGGUAAGAACUUUAGAAACAAACAUCCACAUAAAACUGAUGUACAAACAUGUGUAACUGCAGUGGAAACUUACAACAAUGAUCUUCUUUGCCACUUCUGUAUGAUGAUGUCUCAGACUCAUGCUUUACAUAACAAAUUGAACAGUUUUACCAAAUAUAAAAACACUUCUUUAUCUUAAAUAGAGGAAAGUACUUUAAGCUCCUAUUAAUACCUUCAUAUGUUGUAAAAAGGCAAACAAGACCAUCAAUGACAAGACUGAUAUUUUUUAUGUUGUUUUUUUUAGUACAUUGACCGGAUGUGAGGGGGUGGGUUUUAGUGGAGCAGUUUAAGAAACAGCCCUGAUUUUACCCUUUGCACAUAAAAUAUUUUUGAAAAGCAAACAUAUGACCCUCAAAAGUCAGCAGAAUUUUUAUUUUUUAUUUUUUAUUUUGUCAGAGGACACAACUUAAGCAUGUGAGGGACAAGCUGGGCAAAGACUGCUUUGUCCACAGGGGGUGCCAAAAUUUACACAAUCAAAAGUAUCAAAGAUGAGCUUUAAACUUGCCUUACAAGGUUUAAAACUAUGAUCAGAAAAUCUGGUGCACCUCAUCCUGCUCAAAUCAAAAACUUAAUUACUGCAAAUGUGUAACAUAUCAUAACUGCCCCAAUCCAGCACCAGUUCAUAACAGCAAGAUCAAUUAAAGGUAUUCUGACUGGUAAGGCAAACACAGAGGGAUAUUUGAAAAAAUAAAAAGUGAAUUUCAAAUCAAUGUACAGAUGUGGUGUUACAAAGCUUUUCGAUUGAUAUCACAGUUUUUCCUUCACCCAAGAGAUCAUAAGCUGUUGGUUCUGUAUGAGUCUGGGCCAGACAGAACUCAGUAUCUUUUGGCUCUCUUCCAGCUUGCCAUGAUACCACAGCAGGUUUGUUCCUAAAAAAGCUCAUAUCAAUCAGUUUCUCCACCUUGUUUUUUGAAUGUAUUUGAAAGCACAACUUUGGUCUUGUAAUCCCCUGGGGCCUUUGCAAGUAAUGAAGAAGCCAUUAAAUCCUCUGAAGUAUGAAGCACCUCAUUACUUUCCUCUGGGUGAUAUAUUAAGGUGGUCUGCUGUGGAGCUGUGGACCACAGCUAAACAAACAAAAUGGAAGCUAGAAAGCUCAUUACCUGCCUGAACACUGUGUUUUUUGUGAAUGUGUGAAAAUUAAGAAGCAGGUUUGAUAUUUUUAGACUCACUAAUUCUGCAAAAAAUGUGGCUUAGACUAGGAGUGGGACCUUUGUUGAGUCAGACAAACCUCAAGCCUAGAUAAACAUGUUGAAUUUUCUAUAAAAUGGCAUUAAGUGAGCUGGUCCGAAGUGUAACUUUUGGACAAAAACUUUAACAUUAUUGUCACACAUGCACUUGAAAAUAUGCAAUGCUGAUCCUGUUGAAACUUUAGGGUGUGCCUAUAUGAAAAAUGGUCGUAACAACACAAAUGAAGCCUCAUGAUAUUCUAAAUUUGAUCUUGGUUUUGCUUUCAUUUCUUAUAGGCUUCCUGAUAAUUGUGCCAAAUGUUGGUUCAGUCAAGUUUCUGCAUCUGCACAUGGUCUUGUUAUCUUUGGGACAUACAAAUGCUUCAUAGAAAAAACAAAACAAAACAAAACAUGCUUUUUGUUGCAUGAUACAGACAUAAUGUGCUCUAAACAGCAUAUAAACCUCCACCAUCAGCUGAUUGUGCUUUUAUUGUUUCUGAAUGCUCUUCAUACACAUGAUUUUUACAACAAGAACCACUGGGCUAAUAUGGUACUAUAACAAUAAUCACUUUGCCCUCCUUGAUCUAAAAAUGGCUGCAAUCUCAAAAACUACCAGCAGGAGGGUGUAGUGGCCUGUGGUUGUACCUCUCUGUUACACAAUUAAAACAUUUUCAUUUUAUGCUUCCAAUGCCAAUGAGAUCCCCAUGUCAGUCAGCUGGAAAACAGUGAGGUUAACUGAUGCUCAGUUGCACAGUUACAUAACAACCGCUGACCCCAGGAGCAUGUGGCGUACUCUUUAUGUAUGGAUUUUACGCUCAGCUUGUGUUGGGAUAUGUUUCAGCCAUUCAUGGGACUGUGCAAGCAGUCAAAAAAUCACCAUGUCCCUGAUGAAAAAGGUCAAUAGGUAGAAAGAAAAAAGAAUGUAUCAUGUGGAGUUAGUGGAGUCUUCUGACAGACAGGAACCUUUCAUCUUUAAUAGGAAUAUCAUAAACAUGUUGCUGUUUGUGUUUUCUUUCUAUACCUGACAGUGUUGCUCUAACCCAUUCAAAUGGAUCAUUAUGAUUGUGGAGCUUAAAGCAUGAUACCAUGAUGCCAGUCAUUCGCAAGUUGGAGCUUAAAGUUGUUUCAAAGUAGAGGAUGAAGUGGACAGGCUUAAUAUCAUAUACCCAUUUGGGGUAGUGGUUUCUUUAACCUUAUGGUUAUCUUAUAAUGUAGACAUGGUCGAAUAAGUCUUUGGUUUGACCAUGAUGGCUCCUUGUUCUGUAUGUGACUUGCGACCCUAAAGAAAAUACAAUAAAAAGAUAUUGUCAAAAAAGUGUCUUUUUCACAGUCCGUACAAUCUCUCAAAGGUAGGACACCCAAAACCAUUUGAAAAGGUGCAUUUAACACAAUAAACACGAACCUCUUUAUAUGUUUACAUAAAAUGAUUAGACUAAAUUUGAUUUCUAUGUUUUAAAGUGGACUAUUGUUCUAACAACAUUAUCUACUCCUUCUCUAGAUAUGCCACCCAUGAUGGAGGUGAAGGGGGAACCAGGCCCCCAAGGGAAACCUGGACCAAGAGGUCCUCCAGGGCCACCAGGGCUUCCAGGAAAACCUGGAAUAGGCAAGCCAGGUCUAAAUGGCCAGCCAGGGCCACAGGGACCUUCUGGUUUUACAGGAAUUGGUAAACCUGGACUAACAGGUCUCCCGGGAAAGAUUGGGCCAAAGGGGAUGCCUGGGCUUAAUGGUGAGGUUGGCCCUCGGGGUGAGCCAGGUCCCAGAGGUCCUUCAGGACAGCCAGGUCUCCCUGGACCAGCUGGCCUCUCUUUGAAUGGGAAACCAGGACUUCCUGGUAUCAAAGGCCCCCCUGGGAGUCGGGGUGAACCAGGAAUUAAGGGUAUACCUGGGGCCCCAGGUGAGCGUGGGAUCAAGGGUGAGAAUGGAAAUGGGAAAACAGGACCCCCAGGUAUAAGGGGUCCACCUGGACUAAAAGGCAGUUCAGGACCACCUGGUCUUCCAGGUAUAGGCAAACCAGGACUAAAAGGUUUACCUGGGCUGCCUGGUCUCAAAGGUGAUCAGGGACUUCCAGGGGAUCGAGGAGAACCAGGAGAGGGUGGGGUGCCAGGUCUACAGGGUUUGCCAGGGCCAGUUGGGAUUGGAAAGCCAGGGGUAGACGGGAUGCCAGGAAUACAAGGUCCACUGGGCCCAAAAGGUGAGCCAGGACUUAGGGGUUCCCCUGGAUUUCCUGGGACACCUGGUUAUGGAAAACCUGGUUUGUCUGGGGCCAAAGGAGAUAAGGGCCAUAAUGGAUUGCCUGGUCUACCAGGGGACAAAGGAGAGCAAGGAAUGGUGGGCCCAACUGGGGAACCGGGCCUGGAUGGACUAACAGGACCACCAGGACUUCAAGGCCCAAUGGGACUCCCAGGGAAGCAUGGAAUGCCAGGGCUGAAGGGCGAGCUGGGGCCUCAGGGUCCUCCAGGGUUGCCUGGUCUUAGAGGAGACCAAGGCCCAAUUGGACCCCCUGGAAAAGUGGGCAUCCCUGGGGACAAAGGCAUUCCUGGGCCAAAUGGUCCUAUUGGAAAACCUGGACCCAAAGGUGAAGCAGGACACAUUGGGCUACCUGGAAAUCCAGGGCUAAUUGGUUCACCAGGUCCUAAAGGUGAGUCAGGGUUUUUAGGGUCUCCUGGCCCCAGGGGACAAUCAGGCAUCCCAGGCCUUCAGGGACCAAUGGGUCCUAUGGGGCCACAGGGUGUUCCUGGCCCAAAGGGUGAACCUGGACUUAUGGGGCCUCCUGGACUUGGUAAAUUGGGAGAAAAAGGAGCUAUUGGCCCUCAAGGUCCCCCGGGGAAACCAGGUCCUGUUGGGCUUAAUGGUAAUCCUGGUCUUCCUGGGCCUCCAGGACCCCCUGGUCCUCCAGGAAAUGGCCAAACAGUCGUUGCAGGGCCAACUGAUUCCCAGCUGGAAGGGGGUGAAGUACCAGGGGACAGGAAGGGACCUGCGUACAGUCAAGUUCCUCUGUCUGCCUCUGUGGCCCCUGCUUUCACAGCCAUACUUACUACACCUUUUCCCCCCUCCGCCAUGCCGAUCAAAUUUGACAGGACUCUGUACAAUGGGCAAAACGCCUACAGCUCUGCUACUGGCAUGUUUACUGCUCCUUUAUCCGGUGUCUACUACUUUGCAUACCACAUGCACGUAAAGGGAACUAGCCUGUGGGUGGCGCUGUACAAGAACAAUGUACCGGCCACUUAUACCUAUGAUGAGUACAAGAAAGGCUACAUGGACCAGGCUUCCGGUAGUGCUGUCCUCGAGCUAAAGGAGGGGGAUCAGGUCUGGGUCCAAAUGCCAUCAGAUCAGGCGAAUGGUCUCUAUUCGACCGAGUACAUCCACUCCUCUUUCUCAGGAUUCCUGCUCUGUCCAACAUAACCCUGCCCCUUUCCAUUCAAACAUGUUCCUGUAUCGGCACCUCAGAGCAUACCUUAACCUAAGAUACCCGCAGCCGUAAUAGCAACACAAAACCCAUAGGAUCUUAUUAUUAUCAUCUUCAUCUGUAUCCAUAUCACCCUCAAUUAAUUCUAAAGAAAAGACAAACUCUGUGAAUGAAAAAAGUUUUAAAAAGCAGGGGAAGGAAUUUCAUACUGUGCUCUUUGUUCAAUGUCCUUCAAAUGUGUGUUUUGGGUUAUAUUUUAUGUUGGUGUUUUUUUUUUUUAGCUUAUAUUAUGUUAAUUAUUAUAUUGUCAUAAUUUUAUUGUUAUUACUUGGUCCUUGUCAUCCUUGAUAUUGUUGUUUAUUGGAUUCAGACAAUUAAGUGCCUUACUUUGUAAUGUGCAAGUAACAAACCCUCCCAUGUGACUGCACAUCCUGCCCUCAUGCGCUGACAUCAGUAGGACGAUAUCACCAGACCCUGGGGGGUGAUUGGUUCCUGUGGCUGCAGUCACGUCCCCCCUCAUGUUCUUGUUUAGACAGUGAGCAGCAAUACUGACAGAGAGAGCAACUAUACAACGUACACAAACUCAAGAAUCAGCAAAACUGGGCAUUUGGUGCUGUAAUACAUUUCUUGACCUUUUUGGUACUCUUAACAAUUUUUAUGUUAAAAAAUAUGAUUAAACCUGAGUGCUUUAACCAGUUUAGGGCUUGAAGAGUGCUAUGUGAGUACAGAACAUUCACCAUUUAUCAUUAACUAGCACAUAUUUGACAGUUAAUUUUCAUUGGAAACUGUUGGGUGCUCAUUUCUCUGCUAUCUUAAAUGUAGUCACUGAACAUUUGAUGGUGGAUCUUUGUUUUUUUGUGAUAAUGUAUGACUCUCCAGAGAUCUUAGAAGUUCAUUUAAGGAAUAAAUGUGACUUCACAUUAUUAGUAUUAUGAAACUAUUAACAUCCCUUGAUAAGCAGUGAAUAUUGUGCAUAGAAAACCUUUUUCUAUCUAUCAUGAUACCUGUAAUUAAGGUUGAUAUGUGUGCAUACUGUCAAUGUUUACAUGCAAUAGAAUGGACACUGCAGGAUAGACAAGGAGAACAAGAACAUGUACAUUGAUAGCCUGUUGAUGAUCUUUAACAAGCAUUGCAUUCAUAGUGAGAAGUCUGGACUUGGAAGAAAGCCCCUUUCUAACCGCAUAUUGCAUAACCUGUUAUGAAGCUGUAAACUUGUUUCUUCUUGGAAAAAUAGGGAGGCGAAUUGAUUAAAUAUAAAAACAUUCACUUCUUCCUUGGAGCCAGUUUGACUUAAGAUCUUACUGGGUAAAUGGGAGCAAUUCUGAAUCAUCCGUUCAUGUAAAUGGAAAGUCUUUUCAAAGUCCCAACCUAUGGUGUACAAAAUAGCUGAAUAAUUGUUACGCUCUCUCCGUGGCCACAAGGACAAAAUGUCUCAGAAAUCGGUGAUGUUGCCGGAAAUGAGAAUCAAUCUGCAUAAACACCACAAAUAAGUAAAGGGACUGGUGGAGGCCCAUGGGUUGUGAAAUACAGGUUGUGUAACAUUUAACAAACUCCUGCCAGAUUUCUAGGAGAGGUGGUGGGCCAGAGGUGAGAGCUGUUUAUUUACUCACUUCUGCUGGAUGAGGCAUUAAAGAUACAGAGUGUGAAUAUUUUAUGUUUUAGGAGGUGUACCCGUCUGUCAUUAUGUGUGUGUUUGUGUGAGUAGAUGUGUCAUGUUGUUCCCCUGGCAUUCCAGUCAGCCGAGAUAAUACCAAACUUGCAGAAGUUAUGAACUCUUAGAAAAAGCUUACAAGUACUGUUAAUGUUCCACUAGAAAUUUGACUUUAAAGCUCUCUUGAGGAGAUUUUGGAGGUUAUGAAACCUGACUUAAUCUGAUUCUGAAGUCUCUCUAUGAUUUGUAGAGGCAAACCAGACAGUAAACAACAAGACUGAUCACUCUAUUUAGUAAUUCUAAAUGUCAAUACUCUUAGAUUGGGGUGCUUAUGUACACUGAGUUGCAGAGACAGCUUUCUGUUCCAUGGCAUGAUUUUACCAUUAAAAGACAGAGGGAAUUUACCUAUACAUGACAAAUUUAAAAAGAGAUAAAUACUCAUAUGUCCACAGGGGGCACCAAAAUCAACACCAACCAAAAAGAUCCUCACAGGAGCUUUAAAGUAUCUCAGUUCUCCUCGAGUAGCCAAAUGUUACAUACUGUUAAAAAUUUUGUUAAAGUAAGGGAAAAUUUUAAAAAGUAGUUGAUUAAUGAGUGUAAUAAAUAGAUUAUGGGUGACAAAAUAUAUACAUUAAUGCUUUAUUAAUGGUUGUCCUUUUGGAAGGCAAGAGCCAUUCAUGUUUGGGAAAAAUUGGUUGAAAUAUUGUUGCUUUUAUCAUAAAACCUGUCCCAUUUGAGUCCAUAUUUAACACAGGAUACUGUAUCAAUUUCAUCAUCCAAAUGGCAUAAUUACACUGAAUCUAGGAGUGCCCUACCACUUUAUGGAGGAUUAUCAGUGUAUUGGAGUAUUGUGCCAAAUAUUGAGCUCACAAUCAGAUUGAUCGUUUAAACUGACUGAUCAACAAUAGACCUAAAAAACAUCCAGAUGCCGAGUCACUGUAAAACAGUUGCUUUAGAAAAGCAACGCUAGCAUAAGGCCUCAUCAGUAUUUUACAUCUAUUUUACGCAAACAAUGCACUUGCCCUUGCUCUUUCUUUUCCACAAUACAGACACAGCUACAACUGCUUUGUAUCAUUAUUGCUAUGUGAGUCUACCAGACAGUCAAAGGCUCGUUAUGUACUGUAUGUUGUCUUUUGUUGCCAUAUAAUUUUGAAAAUAUGAAGCAGUCAUGUGAGUUAUUUUUGGCUGUUGUUCUCUGUUCUGUUCCUUCUGUUUCAUAGACAAUGUCACUUGCUUGCUGAGUUUGCCCCGUGUGCAAAACAUUGAACAAGUGUCAGUAAGAUCCAUGUACCGACUGAAAAAAAGGUUUUAAGUGUUUUCUGUUUUACUUUGAAAAAAAAAAAAAGAAACAAAAAAUAUAUAAAAAGCCUUGCUUCGGUUAUUAAGGGAUAUUUGUUUGUUUUAGUGUCAGUAUAUAAAAACGGCCAUUCCCAUUUGCACAUGAAAUUAAUGAAGAUGUAUUUAUACAUUUAUGAUAAUUUAAUAGGGAUGCCAAAACCGACCACCGAAGCCUAGAACGUAUAAAUGGUAUUUAACAGCAUUGAUGAGUUAAGAGCAUUUACAACACGUAGUUAGCUUUCUAGCGUUGUUUGUGAAGGAUUAUUUGUGGACUUUUAUUUUCUAUUUGUGUUAUGUUCAGUGUAUCAACGUAUAGGAUUUUUGUCAUACAUGACUAUUGCGUGCACUCUAUGCAAUAGAAUUUGGGUAUUAAAUGCACUCUUUUUGAUUGAAAAUGUUUGUCUGCUUAUACAAAAUCUACAGUACUUGAUUGUAUUGAUACCACAUCAAUAAAACAUUUCUUGUA